GUCAGUUUCCACAAGAAUUUGGAAAAAUUUUAAAACGCAUUAGUGGUAUUCCCCGCCACCAUCGCCUCGACUCCGUCCGACGAAGUCCAUUCGCUCCGUGUGCCCGGAGUCUCGUCCUUCCACUCAUGUUCACUUCAGUAUCGAACGGUCUCGCGACUCGCGACAACGCAAACUCUAUACGGAUUAAAACCGAAUUUCCCAACCACCGAUGACAGAUGCGUGGAACAACAAACCGCCACCAUGAGUGCAUCCGACAAAGAGGAGCCCAAGCGGCCUCCGGACAGUCCGACCACCCCGCCCGGCCAGCGGCUCCGGGAGCGCGUUAGUUUCUUCGAAAAAGUGUGGUCCGGGGGCAAGUCCGGCGUCGUCGAGACGGUGAGCAGCGUCGACGUCGAGGAGUUCGAGCGGCGGCUGGCCGAGGAGCGGCUCCGGAACGCGGAGCGCGGCCGCCUGGAGCCGGUGGCGCUCCGGCACACCCCCAGACAUGUGGUGCACACCCACGAAGUGCGCCCGGACGGCAGCAUCCAGGAGACCGUCACGACCACCACCGAGGAGGGGGACUUGGGCUCCGGCGUGAAGACCGUCAAGUUCGAAAAAGUUACCGUCCGAAAGUCGGUCCGGACCGUCAGCAGCAGGACGCCCUCCGAGGAGCUGCUGCUGGAGGACUCGGCCUACUUGACCCAAUCGAACGGGAAUUUGGCGACGAGCUCGAAAACUUCGAGCAUUUCGAGUCUGACGGGGCGUUUUCCCUCCGAGGAGAGUCUGAGGAGGACGCCCUCCAGAGAGCGACUCAAUCGAGACGAAUGGGACAAUGCCAGCAAUAGUAGCAAAGUGACUAGUUCUAGUUCGGAAUGGUACAGCGAGUACAGGACUCAGAGUUUUCAAAGUGGUUCCAGUAAACUGGAGUACGUCCGCAGCAAGAGUCAGUACGACGAGCAUAUCGCUAGUAUUAGAGACGAACAAGAACGGGUCCAGAAGAAAACAUUCGUCAAUUGGAUCAACUCUUAUCUAUCCAAGCGAGUUCCACCGCUUCGGGUAGACGAUCUGAUUGACGAUCUGAAAGACGGAACGAAAUUGCUCGCAUUGCUCGAAGUCCUUUCGGGAGAGAAACUGCCUGUGGAGAGAGGCAGAAUCCUACGAAGACCCCACUUCCUGAGCAACGCCAAUACGGCCCUGGAAUUUCUCACCAGGAAGCGCAUCAAAUUGGUCAACAUCAACGCCAGCGACUUGGUGGACGGGAGACCGCCAGUCGUCCUCGGCCUCAUCUGGACCAUCAUUUUGUACUUCCAGCUUCGCAAGGAGUGGGCAUUUAGAUGGAUUGAAGAAAACACCCGAGCUUUGCAAUACUUGGCCCACUGGGACAGCUCCAGCAGUCUCGAAAGUGCCGGAACGUCUUCUUCCAAAGAUAAAUGGAAGUUGGGAGCGCGUAAAACUCUCCUCCAAUGGGUCUCUAACGCACUUCCCACCGAUUCGGGGAUUGAAAUCAAAGACUUUGGCUCUAGUUGGCGCGACGGCAUCGCCUUCCUUGCUAUCAUAGACGCAAUUAAGAAGAAUCUGGUUAACAUAGCCGAACUGAAGAAGGCUUCAAACAGGACUAGACUUGAGACAGCUUUCGAUGUUGCUGAAAACGAGCUAGGAAUCACGAGAUUGCUGGACCCUGAAGACGUGGACGUGCCGAAACCUGACGAGAGAUCGAUCAUGACGUACGUGGCGCAGUUCUUGCACAAAUACCCCGAGCCCAAGAGCACAGGGCCCGACGCCAUAGCGGCAAUUCAGGAGGAGUACAGCCAGCUGCUGUCCUGGCUGAUGAAGAAGACCCAGUACUUGGAACACUUGCAACAGACCAAUUCGUUACCUAACGACUACUCCGAAUACCAGGCGUUUAAAAGCGAAGUGGACGCCAAGGAGAAAGUUUUCCUGAAGCUGAAACGUCUGAUCGAGAGCCAGAGUUUGAUUUCAAUAACGAAAGAAUCCUGGUACGAUAUUACGAAACUAUGGGACAAGCUUCAAAACCAGUUGUUGUACUGGUUGUGGAUGUUGGAUUCGCUCCUGCCGGGCGAUUUGAAAUUCGUAGGUGAAUGGCUAGCAAAAGCCGAAAAACUACUUUACUGCGACGAAAUCCCGACGAUUAUGAACGAAGAGACUGCAUCUAUUAUUAGUAGGAAGUUAGAGGAACAUAAAGCCUUCUUUGCCGACUUGCCUACGGUACAAGAAAAAUUCGCACAGGCUUGCAAAGCUCCUCUAAGUGAAGUGCCUUCAGAACAGUUACAAAAUAUGGCUGUUAGACUGAACGAAGUUGGACCUAAAGCUGCUCAAAGACGAGUCAGACUCAAGUUCCUCGAACAUAAGUGUUGCCUUAUUGCAUUCUUGCAACUCACAGAGACCAAACUGAAAGCCUGGAGUGGUAAAUACGGCCGGCUGGAAAAAGUCGUCCAAAUUCUAGAACAGUAUAGGAAUUUUGUUUCGAAGAAUCAUAUUUUUCAAGAGUUUAAUAAAGCGUUUAUUGACAUGCAAGCCGUUGUUGAGGAGUACAAGCGAGACGGAGGCAUUGACAAGCGUGAGAUGGCCGACAUUGAUCGCUUUUUGAGAGACACCGCCGACAGGUGGAAAAACGUCUCAAUGGAGCUCCGCUGCGUCCAAAGCAUGAUCGAAGAAGUCGUCGCCUACUGGCGCCGUUGGGACUCCCUCUCUGGGGAGUUCGACGAGUGGCUCAACAAAGCCGAAAAGGCGAUCAAUUUACCCGAAGAGGAGAAAAUGGAGUUUUUCCAAGAUAUCAGCGUCUGGAGGGACAAUUACCAGCUGUUGGGCGACACCGUCAGUUUCCUUAUCGCCACAUGUGAGGACAAAAUCGCAGUGGAGUUGAAGAUUCGUUACCAGAACAUGACUGAUCGCUGGGAGAAACUUUACCCACAAGUCAACAAGUACAGCCAUGCCGGUGAUUUGCUUCGCAAUCGCAAGGAUUUCCGUGCUGGAGUUGACAUUCUCUCAGAGUGGUUGCGGAAAGCUGAAACUGUUUUAAAUUCGCCUCAACUGGGUUCGACCGAACGCAUCAAGAAACACAUAGAGAAUUUGAUGAAACUUCAAGGAGAAGUGGAAGAAAUCGAGAACCUGUUCAAAAACGUCAGUAAAACUUUCCAGACUUUGAUCCAAGAUUUGACCAGAGAAGAGGUCGAUAAAAUGAUGCUGAUCCUCAAGCACGAGAAGGAAAGUCUGGUCAAAGUCCGGGCCUUGCUUCCGGCCCAGAUUCACAUGUACAACCAGCUCCUGGUCCAGCAGGAGUCACUCGAAGCCGGCCAGAAGGAAAUCAGCAACUGGUUAGACAACGCCGAAAGCUUGCUCAGCAGCCUAAGCCUUGAAGCUGAGAAAGACACCCUCAAAGACCAAUUAGAUAAACUAAAACAAUUCUUCACCCGAACCCUGUACUACAAAUCAAUGUUAGAUAGCAAAAACAAAGUUCUGGCAAACAUUGUCAAGUCCGUGGACCAAACCGACAACGUAGACGUUGCCCAAAUGAGCGCAAAGAUGGAACAACUGAACGACCGCUUCGUCUACGUCACCCAAAACGCCCAACUCUGGGAACAAAGACUCCAAGAAGCCAUCCGGUGUUGGUUCAACUUCUCCGAGUGCGAGCGCGUCAUCUCCAACUGGCUCAACAACGCCGAGAAGCUAAUCGGGGAGAAACGAAUCGACAACAAGGAAACCGUCGAGGAGCACAAAAACUUCUUCCAAAGCGUCAACGAACGCUGGAUCCACGACCUGGUGCAAAGCGCGCAAGACCUCUGCAACUGUCUUCCGAAAGAGCAGCACAAACCGAUCCUGGCAUCAGUGCACCAACUCCAAAACAAGUGGAGGGAAAUCCUCUCGUUUGCGCCGCUUCACCUGAUGCGGCUCGAGUUCAGGUUGGACGAAUCGGCCUUCAAUUACUACGUCAAAGAGAUCGAGAAGGAGAUCACAACCGAAUAUAUCGCCUUCAGCAAGCAGGAAAAUAUUGAGUCGAUUUUGAGCCGAAACAAGGAGUUUUUCGGGGCGCAAGGACCACUGGCUGAAACCUCCAGAUGUCUGGAAAAUUUGAGGAAAAUCGCAGCGACGUAUACGCAACACCAUCCCGGUGAUAAAUCGAUUGUUGAGUCUUUCGCGAAAGCGGAGGAACAGUGGCAGGGUCUCAAUACGAAAGUUGAGACUUUGAGGCAACAGUUGGACCAAAUACCGCAGAAGUGGGAGCAUUACAACACGAGGUUUGAUGUGAUGGUCAAGUGGAUGGAUGAGGUUGAUAAUACACUGAGGAAUAUUUUCAAUGAUGUUAAUACUAUGGAGGAGUUCGAGCGGGAAAAAGCCAUCUUCCAGUUGAAAAGGCUCAUGAAUAUUUGCAAAGAAGCCGACUCUAAGCGCGAAGACAUGAAAUGGUUAGUCCAAACUUUGGACUCACUCGCGUCUCAUUGUCCCGAAAGCCAGGCACUAACCGAGCAAAAGAAACUCGAAGCUUUAAUAACGCGCUACAAAAAUCUUAUACCAUCUCUUGAAGUCACUAUGGUCAAAACCGAAACUCUCUCGAAAUGCUACACUUACCGAAGAGACGUUAAGGAAGUUUGCAGUUUACUGAAACGUGUUCGCGACCAAUCGCAACGUGAGGCCCAGCCUCAAAGCCUCGACUCAGUCAAUGAGCUUAUCAAACACCAAGAAAUUGCAAUUUCACAACUGGACCAACAGAGACCACAUAUCAUGUCAAUGCUACAAAAGGGCAAAGAGUUGGUUAAGGACACAAACGCCCCUCCUUUCGUCCAGGAGGAAGUUAAAGUGCUUGAAAGUGGUUGGACCGAAACGUACGAUGAGACAGUUGAAAGGUACCACAAGUUGCUCGGGACCCAACACUUGUGGUUCAAUUACUCGGAACAGAAACAGGAGAUUUUGGAUCUCUUACACAGAGCUGAGCAAGAGUUGAAGAGGAUUUCCCCGAGUCAGUACAACUCGAGUAAUCUCCCGGCCGAACUGUUGGCCAAGCAAGAAAUGGCAGUGCGUUUAAGAGAAGCCACGGAAGAAAUGUUACGUCGUUUGAGGGAUUUAUCGCGAAAUCUGGGCGUAACCGAUCAAAAGAUCGAGAAAGAAGUGACGGAAAUCGAGCAACGACUCAACACCACCCUGGAAAACGUGCAGGAAAAAGUCGUUUUCUUGGAACAAUACAACACAAAAUGGUCCAACUUCCAGAACAAGCUUGGAGAGUUGCAAAACUGGUCGGUACAAAGCGCCCCCCAGUUGUUAUCAGCUGUCCAAGAAGAUAACCUUCCGCCGGAAGAACGCGUCACUAAAACAACCCUCCUCCAGUCGGAACUUUGCCACAAGAUCAACCUCCUGGACCAGCUGAACGCCGAGGCUUCGACCUUGAUGAUCGGCGACAACCCCGACGUGAAGCAACUCCAAGCCCAAGUAAGCGAGUUGCAAGAACGCGUCGUUACCAUUAACCGAAACGUCGAAAGUCAAGCCGCUUCAAUCACCAAGGACUUGAAAAACUGGCAGGUGUACCAGGCCAGCAUCCAGGACAUCAAGCCCUGGAUCGAAAAGUCCGAGCACCGCAUCCAGGUGGGCGCCCCCAAGCCGGCAAGCCUAGAGGAAGCGCUAAUCCUCCAAAGGGAGAACAAGGAUUUUGCCAAAGAGUGUGACUCACAAUUUGGCAAAAUCCAAAACGUUGCAGGUUUGAGCCAACAAAUCACGUCGAAAACCAACGCACCGGACGAAAUCGACUCGAUCCACAGUCGCUGGACCAUAAUCAACGAAACCACACACCAGUGGGGCCAAAAACUCGAAAAGUUGGUCCACACGUGGGAGGAUUUCGACAAAAAUGCCAAAAACCUCGAGAACUGGAUCGAGAAAAGUGGGAGAGUUUUGAGCGAGCGAUCGGUAAAUCUCAACACCCCACAUGUGGACAAACUGGAGAAGGAGCUAGCGAAGCUGAAGGCGUUCAAUAACGAGGUUUCGGAACAGCAGGCCAAAGUGAUAGCUUUGACGCAAAGCGCAGACUCGAUCAGUCACCAUGUGAACCCCGAAGGGGCCACUUUAGUGAAGGGCAAAGUGCAGGAGCUGAAAGCCCAAGUGGGGCAACUGGCCGAAGCUGUCCGAGCGAAAAUAAAUCAAGUUUCAGACGCGAUUUUAACCAAACAUGACUUCCAAACGAAAAUGGUUGAUUUCUCCAAUUGGGUCGAUCAGUUGAAGAGUCACGUGGGACAAAUUGAUCAAAUCCCGGCCGAUAAAGUCGAAACCGCGCUUAUCAACGUCCAUGACUUGAUGCAGCAACAUUCGGAAAAACAACCGGUCUUUAACACCAUUUACAACGAAAUCAAGGAAAUAACCUUAAAAGCGUCACCAGACGAGGCACAGAGUCUCAACCAGGAGUACACCGCUUUGGUAGAAAGUUACCAAGAAGUUGACGAUAAGUUGAAAAAUAAGAAACUCGCUUUGGAAAAGUGGGGCGAUUUGAUCAACUGGCACGGCGAAACCAUCAACCAAUUGUCGCACAUUAAGUACCAAAUAGACAGCGGAAAGGUCCCACCGGACAAUCUCCAAAAACUUCUGCAAGAAACCGAGGGUAUUAUUUCCAAGAUAACAACUUGGAAGCAAACAGCUCCGGAAAUUGACAACAUGGAUGUGAUUAUCUUGGACCGGCAAACCGGUUUGCCCAGAAGCGCCGACCAAUUGGUCCGGGAAGUCGAAGUCCGGGCUAUUAACAUUAAACAACAGUUGGCCGAUAAGUUAGAUAACGUACAGAAAGUUAAGGCACAUUGGAGACAGUUUGAGGAGCUUCUAAAUCGUGUCAAGGACAGUCUUGGGCAAACUGAAGCCCAACUUGGCGAUAUUCUCAAAAGUGUCAAGACUUCACACGAUUUACCCCAAGCUGUGGACCAGUUGAACCAACUACUCGAGGCACAGAUUGAAAAAUCGCCAAUUAAGGAAGAGCUGCGCAAGGAAGCCCUCCAGUUGAUGAAAGAGGACAUUCAGAACGUAUCAUUGAUUCAAAACGCGAUUUCCGAGGUGGAAACCAGCUGGAAUCGCGUCAACGAAGACAUCAAAGAACAGAAAUUGAAAUUAUCCGACACCAUUUUCGCCUGGACUGACUUCAAAGAAGCCAAAGACCGCGUAAUUAAAGACAUUGAGCGAAUCGAGCAAACCGUUGAAGGCCUCGAAGUACCAAAUGACUUAAUCCAAGCCAACAUGAAUAGCGAAAAAGCUCGCAAGGCCCUCGAUUCGUUGAAAAAGAUCAAAACAAACCUCGACAGAGUCGACCUCAAAGGCCAGGCCAUUGUCAAAAAAGCCGAUCUACUUCCGGGGACGGAAUCCGAAGUCCGGAGCGAAGUCCAAGAAGUCCACCAGGUGUGGUCACGCGUUUACGAGAAGUUAAUGAAAAUUGCCCAAACGACCGAAUCUCAAGCAACCAUUUGGAAACAUAUCGAAGACACGAAGAAUAGUCUGCUCCAGUGGUUGGGUGAACAGAACAUGAUCCUGGCUCUAGCUGUGGAAAAACCGAACGAAGUCGAGGCUGCUAAAGCCAAACUUGCCAGAUAUCGAGAGGAGUUGCCAGCGCAGCAGAGACUGAGUCAAAGUGUUCCCACUAAAUAUGCCCAACUUGUGAAGCUUACCGACGGUAGAGAUAUUCCAACUCUUCAGUCCUUGAUGCAGUUGUUGGAAGAUCAGUUUAGGGAUGUGGAAGCAAACGCCCAGAAGCUAGAACUGGUUGCUUCCAAAUACGGGGAUAAGGAAAGUCAGAUUAGGGAAAGUAUUAAGAGUGUUGGAGCAAAAGUUACUAACUUGAGAGAAGGGAUCAUUAAAUGUGAAGAUUUAUCAGGCGAUAAUGCCAAGAUUUUGGACCGACUUUUAACUGUGCGGCAACUAAAGAGCCAGGUUAUGGCUUCUGAGGCCGAUAUUAAGAAAAUCGAUGGGGAAAUUCAACAAAUGAAAGCGAGUUAUCCAAGCUUCAGCGAAAGUAAUCUACCGAAGGAGCAGCAGUUGUUGAGAAAAAGAUUUGAGAGUGUUAUUGUCCAUGGAAGUAAAAUUGAAAACAGUCUUUUGACUUUCUUGAAGAAGUUCCAUAACGAGAAGUACGGAGCGUUGCAAAGAAUAAUAGCGACACACAAGGAGAAGAUUCAGUGGUGUCUCCCCGAACCUGCAAGUGAUAAAUACAACUUAGAAGUGAAAUUGAAGUCUUUGGUACCGAUCCAGAACGCUUUGGAAGAUUGCGAAGCACGGAGAAAGGAACUGGAGGAGUCUUUGUCGUUAUUAGAGAAAGUGGAGUCUCCUGAAACUAUAAAACUGCUUACAGCCGAGAAGGAUCACUUAUUUUUGGACCUGGAUGAUCUUAAAGAGAGCUACAACAAGACCAAAGCUUUGCUCGAAAGAAACAUCAUUUUGCACGAACAGUAUGAAAAACUGAGUGAUUCAAUCUCGAACUGGUUGAAAGAAAUCGAAAAUAGGGUCAAAACCGAGAGUACGACCCAAACUGACUUGAACACAGUCGAUGCCAAAAUCGCCGAAAUUGAAAAAUUGAAAUCCGAAGUGGUUGGGUAUGAAAGUGAAAUUGGAAAAUUGGUACCACUGAGUGAGCAAUUGGUUAAAGAAGUGCCCGAAUCGCGCGUCGGACAAUACGCUCAACAUUUAACAACUCGAUAUCAAACCGUGGCCAAAUUUUUGACCAGUUAUCUCGACAAAUUGAAUGAGUUAAACCGCUACAAGGAUCUAUACAGGAAGAGUAUCAAAGACGUUGAAAAUUGGUUAGUCCAAGCCGAAGAGAAAGUCAAAACGUUUUCAGAUUUUACAACACGUCCGAACCAAGCCACGCUCCAAGAACUGAAAAGUUUUGCUAACGAAAAAGAACUGGGGCAAGUGCUACUUGCCAAAGCUGUGGAACACGGAGAGGCACUUUUCUCCGGGAUUACCCCAGAAAACAGAGACGCCAUUCGGGCCGAACUGAGGAAUUUGCGAGACAAGUCGGAGGGACUGAUCGAUAAAGUCAACAAUAUUUACAAGCAAGUUGAGGGCAUUUUGAUACAGAGACACUCGUUCGAUGAUAAUCUCCAGCAAGUGAGGAUCUGGAUCGAAGAUGCGGAAACUAAAUUAGGACCUGAAAUGAAACUGGAUGCCACUUUAGCCGAAAAGAAGCAAACUUUGCACAAUUACAAGACUCUGGCUCAGGAUGUCAAUCUUCAUAAAACUAUUUUGAAGCAACUGCAGGAAAAAAUCGGCCAAUUGGCAGACGCCGAUGCUGAGAACAGUCUAGAGGAGAAUUUGGACAAGUACAACCGACUUGCUGAAGAAGUCGACAGUAGGAUUGGACUGGUUGAAGAUUUUGUGGCCAAUCAUGAAGCUUACAACCAAGCUAUUGAGAAAUGCCACGAUUGGUUGAGUGCGUUGACGUCCGAAGCUGCUCUUUUAGUCGACGAGUCUUCGACUGAACCUCCUGAAGCUAAACUGGCAAUGGUUGAGAAUCUACUAGCCCAGAAACCUGAAGGUGAUAAGAUAAUCGACUCGUGCAAGCAACAAUUGGAAGUUGUUUUGAAACAAACUUCAAGCCCUGGUCAUCCCCACCUAAUUCAUUGUUUCGAAGAACAGGAAAAGUCGUGGAAACACUUCCUAGACUUGUGUUCCGACGCUCAAGAGAAGUUGCAAAGUAUUCAUUCCAAAUAUGCCGAAGUCGAAAAGUUGAUACAAAAUCUAGACAGUUGGUUGAAACAAAAAGAAGGACAGGCGAAAGAUCAGAGUUUGAAGAGCACGGAGGAGACGAAAAGAGGUCACUUGGAUAAGUUGUUAAGUUUGGAGAAGGAGGUUUUAGGAAGGGAGAAAGAUUUUGGUGAGGUGGCCGAACUGGCCAAGAAUCUGGAAGGUGAUGUCAAGGUUUCCCAACUGUUGACUCGCUACCAAGCGUUGAAAAACCUCCUCAAGGAAGCAAUUAAUAGAUACAGAGGUUUCGUUAACGAACAUCAAAAUUUCAAUGAAGAAUAUGCAACUUUCCUUUAUUGGUUGACAGAAAAAGGGGAGGAACUAUCGGACUUGAGCCACAUUGUCGGUGAUUUGGAUGUACUACAGACUCGGCAAAAAGACAUCAAGGAUUUGAUUGAAGCCAGGAAUUUGAAAAGCGAACAGUUUGAGAAUUUGAUAGAGAAUGGGGAAAAAUUAUACGCACAUACUUCACCCGACGGUAGGGAAAUAAUCAGACAGCAAUUACGAAACUUGAGAACAAUUUGGGACAGUUUCAGCGAUGAUUUACAAAAUGCCACCAAUAAAUUAGAUCAAUGUUUGGUCCAAUUCUCUGAUUUCUCCUCAACACAGGAACAGUUGACCAAAUGGUUAAAAGAUGUUGAAAAGGCAAUGCAACAACACACCGAAUUGAAAACAACGCUUCAGGAAAAAAGGGCACAAUUGCAGAAUCACAAAAUUAUGCAUCAGGAAAUUAUGUCCCAUCAACAGCUGGUCGAGUCGGUUUGUGACAAGGCACAACAACUGGUCGACCAAACCCAAGAUAGGUCUUUAAAUGUUUACCUCCAAUCGAUUAAGCAGCUAUUUUUGAGCAUCGUAAGCAAAUCUGAGGAGUUACUAACUAAUUUGGAGGAUUGUGUUGAGAAACAUAGUCAGUACAAUCAGCAAGUUGCCGCUUUCAAAGACUGGUUGAGUGAACAAGCGGAAAAAUUGCAAGAAUAUAAUGUAGUCAAUGGAGAAAAAUCUGAACUUGCGAAGAGAAUAUCAUCUGUUAAAAAUCUCAAAGAACGUAACGAGACUGAAGGCUCGAAACUCCUGGAAAGUCUCAAACAAAACUUUAUCGUCGUUGCUAAAAGCACAGCUCCGAAAGGAGUGGAACUGUUGAAGAAAGAAUUGGAGGAGCUUUAUGGCAUGUUGAAUCAACAUUUGGAGGAUAUGGACACGAUUGUAGAAAAACAAGAAAACGCAAUCAAGCAAUGGCAACAGUUUGAAACCGAGUUGGAAACACUUAACCAAUGGUUUAAAAACGCCGAAGUCAAAUUUAGGGACCAGUCACUACGUGCAACUCUCCAAGAGAAAGAGAACCAACUUAAAACAUAUCUAACCGACCGGGAACAAGUCGCUGCAAAGGAAAAAGAAAUUGAUCAUUUUGUCGACAAGAGCCACUCCCUUCUCCACAUGAGUGGCGUUCAAAGAAUUAAACCCUUAGUCUCCCAAAUAAGCACUCGCUAUCAAAAUCUGCACGCGUCCACGAAAGAUGUGAUCAAUCGUUGGCAAAGCGUAGUCGACGACCACCAGAAAUACCAGAAGAAAUUGGAAGAAACCUCAAACUGGCUGAAGCACCUCGAAGAUAACUUAGCAGUGCUACAAAACGGUGAAUUAGCAACGAAUUUGGAAGCUAUCACAAAUCGACUGCAAGUGUUGUUGGGUGAAAAGGACCAAGGCGAGCACAAAAUCAACUCGUUGACUCUUCUGGGCGAAAGGAUAUUACCAGAUACGGCAACCCAAGGCCGGGAGAUAAUUCGGAACGAGUUGAGAGAGAUUCGGGAGAGGUGGGAUCGACUUGCUGAAGGAAUCAAAGAACAACAAAAACUACAAGAUGCUCAAAGUUUGCAACUGUCCAGUUAUCAGGAUAUGUUGCAGCAGACUUUGGCAUGGUUGGACACCAUGGAAAAGCAGAUUCAAGUCGACCCAUCCACUUGGGUGUCCAUCCAAGAAGUGAGGUCCAAACUGCUCAAGCAUCGCACAAUCCACCAGGAGAUUGUGUCGCAUAAGAGGAUUAUAGAUGGUGUUACAGAGAAAGCUCAGACUCUUGUACAGUUGACGAACAAUAAAGACAAAACUGCCGAAGUUGAAGAGAGUAUAAACUCGAUCAACGAACGGUAUAAAAAGUUACUACAAGCCGUGCAAAAUAAUCUGAAACAACUCGAGAAUUGUUUGGAGGUUUACCAACAAUUCUACGACUUGCAGAAAGCGCACCAAGACAACCAGAAACAACUCUGGGACAAAUUGAACAGUUACUCGGAUUUGAGUGGCAAUAAGCAGGCUUUGCAAGAACGGCUGGAUAAUGUUAUCGAUAUCCAGGAACAUCUACCCGAGAGUAGUAUCAAACUGAAGGAAUUACAAGACCAUGUAGAUUCAAAAAUAUCGGUUUUGCCUGGAAGAGCGCAGGAAAAUAUGCACCGAGAUGUUGCCAACUUGAAAUUUGAUCAAGAAAAAUUCGUGGCUGCUUUGGUCGACAUUAGGUCCGGUUUGGAAGGUCGUUUGAAACUCUGGAGUGACUACGAGGAGUCUCUGGAACGCCUUUUGUCAUGGCUGGCUGAUGCCGAGCUAGCUUUGAAGAACUACACCCUCAAGAACACGCUGGAAGAGAAACAAGAACAGUUGGAAAAAUACCAGGAUCUAACUAGGUUGGUCGAGUCUCGAGGGAGGGACGUGAAGGAUUUCGUCGUCAUUACUGAUCAUUUAGAACAAGCACUUAUCCUGAAUCUCAGACAAAACGAAACCGAAUUCCACAAAAUGUCCGACGAUUCCACCGAACUGCUCCAGAGCAGUGGCGACAGUCGGAUUUCGGUCAACGUCCAACAAAUCUCUUCACGUUUCCAAUCAGUCCAAGCCACAGCAAAGGAAGUCGUCAAAAAAUGCGAACAAAACGUCGCCGACCACAAGCUCUACAACGACAAGUACCGCCAGUGCUCCGACUGGAUCGCCGUAGCUCAAGGCCACUUCGACACAUGCAAGGAAAACAUCAAGAAAGGAGCGCGGAACGUCCUCACCGAACAAUACAAAAUCCUCGAAGAGUUGCUUUCGCAACAGACCAGUGCUACACUCCUCCUCAACAACACCAUCGAACUCGGAGAGAAACUCUACCUCAGUACCGGGUCCGAGGGCCGCGAAGUCAUCAGUACCCAACUCCAGGAGUUGCAACAAGCCUUCGAGACGUUGUUUGAUGGAAUUAACAACACCGAUCGCGAGUUGAAAGCGAAACUUACAAGGUGGACCGGGUUCGAGGAAUGCGCCAAAAACAUACGCACGUGGCUUAAGGAAGCCGAUUUGGGGCAAGAACUCGAACUUAAAGCUACUCUCGAUGAGAAACGAGCACAGCUCCAAGUUUAUCGUACUUUGUUGCAUGACGCUUUGGCGCAUCAACAGGACGUUGUCGAUUUGAGGGACAAAGUUGAGAGUCUUCCCGAACGGAAUGACAGUAUCGACCAACAAUUGGCCACGAUUAUAGAACAGCAUGAUAAGUUGUUAAAACGAGCGCAGAAUUUUGUAGAACGGUACGAAAGCAUCGUUAGUGACCAUCAGGAGUUUAGCAAAGUGGUCACAGACACGAAGGAGUGGAUGGCAGCCACGCUAAACACUGUUAAUACUUUGGGUGACUUGGAUUUGGAACGAAUUUCACUACAUUCGAACCUUGAAAGGUUGAAGAGUUUGAAGAAUAGUCUACCGGAAGAAGAAAACAGGAUUGAAAAAAUCAAAAGUUUGGGAAGUAGAGUCAUUCCUGGAACCAUUGACUAUGGACAAACUGCAAUAAGAACACAAAUUGAUAAUUCCCAAGAGGAGUGGGCUGGUUUGGUCUCGGCUAUAGACCAGACCAUAAGCCAACUGGAGAGUAAACUCGAACAUUGGUCCGAAUAUGAAACUCUCAAAGACCAAUGCUUGGCCUGGAUCAGGGAAGUCGACAACAAAUUACACUCUAUAGACUUGAAAGCGACAGCAGCGCAAAAGAAAGCUCAGUUAGAAGCCUUGAAAACCCUCCAGGGUGAGAUUAGAGCAAAGGAACUCGAGAUUGAUGCAGUGACUGAAAAGGCACAACAAGUAAACAAAGGUCUAUGCGGCCGAAAUUCGCAAAUAUCCGAAUUGGGGGUCAAGUACCAACAAGUUUCCCACAAAGUUAAGGAAUUGACAAGUCGGUGGCAACAAUAUGUUAACAGCCACCAAGAUUUCGACUCGAAAAUCAGCUCGUGUGAGCAAUGGUUGGGUGAUAUCAAUGAUAAACUAACCUACUGCUCCGAUAUUGGCUCUUCUAACCAGAAAGAAUUAGAAGCAAAAUUAGAAACAGUACAAGAGUUGCUUCUUUCGAAGGAAGAAGGUUUUGCCAAGAUACAAAAUUUGGUAGAACUUGCCCAAACCGUUCUGGCUAACACUUCCCCCAAUGGUCACAAUGCAAUCAAUGAAUCUCUUGCAAAUAUCCAAGAACUUUGGUCCAAUCUCGCUUCCAGGAUGAUCGAAACUAAGGCUCUAAUAGACGAUGCUUUGACCAAAUGGGCCGGUCUUCUUGAACAAAUCCGUGAUUUCGAUAAGACAGUCGAAUGGAUGGAGGGCCAACUAAAGGAACUGUCAACACUCCAAGCAACAGCAGCUGAGAAGAAAACUCAAUUGGAUCAAAUCAAAAACGUGGAGGAAAAAGUCCGAUGUGAGAAAAUCGAAAUUGACAAUCUCAAAGCAAUGGCCUCCCAAGUGUUCAGGAGCAAGAAAGCGGCACAAGUGGACGCCCAAAAAGUGUUUGACCGGUUCGAUGAGUGUGCCAAAAAAAUCACCAAACUGUUACAAGACCGCGAAAAUCAGUAUCGCGACCACAAAACGUACAAAGAAUCCUACGAUGAAGUGCAAAGGUGGAUGACCCGAGCUCAGGAGAAGGUGCCUCAGUUGAAGCAAAGACCACUUGGUGAGAAGCUCACUAUUGAGAAUUUCUCCGGGCCUUUGGACCACUUGUUGAACAAGCAGGCCCAAGGAGAGGUUCUUUUGGAAAAUCUGGAACAUGCAGCUCAAGUUGUUUUGCCCAACACCAACCCUCAAGGCCAGGAACUGAUCAAGAAAGAUAUCAAAGCCUUGAGGGAAAGUUUCGAACGACUAUUUAAAGACUUGCAACAGCAACGUGACCAAUUGGAAGUUGUUCUACAGUACUGGAGGGAUUAUAAAGAUGACUACGAGCGUAUUUCCGAUUGGUUGCAACAGAUUGCAAUUUUGAUCAAGAACCAAAAAAUCGCACUUUUUGCCACGCUGCCUGAAAAAGUCAAACAAGUGAGUGACGUGAAAGACAUACUUAAAAAACUGGACGAUGGGAAGGUUCAAAUUGAUCAAUUGAAUGAUUCUGCGAAAAUUUUGCUCAAAUCGCCGCUGGAGAUACAUGUUAAUAACCAGUUGCAACAGUUGAAUUCCCGAUAUCAAGUCGAGCUUAACUUGGCUAAAGACGUUUUGAAGAAAGUCGAGACGAAUCGUGACCAACAUCAAGAAUAUUCCGACAAUUUGGAGAAGAGCCGAAAAUGGAUCGAUGAGGCACGCGAGUUGAUCAGAAAUUGCUCAGAAGCUGCCUCACACAGCAGCAAAGACGUACUACAGUCACACUUGAACAAAAUCCAAGAGCUCAUCCAAAGACGCGAAGAAGGACAAAACCUGAUUCAUGCCACUGUUAACUGUGGCGAGAAAGUCCUACGAAGUACUCGGUCCGACGGUCGCGAGGCUAUUAACAACGAACUUAAGGAAAUUCAAGGCGAUUGGGACAGAAUCGUUAAAAAAAUGUCCACAGUUAAGGUGCAUCUUGAAACGGCUUUGUUACAAUGGGCUGAUUAUGACAGCUCUUACAGUCAGCUGCAGCAAUGGAUAACCGAUCGUGAAGCCAAACUCCAGCAAGUGUCCGAACAAAAAGUUGUCAAAACGAAAAAGACUCAAACCGGACUCAGCUCUUUACCAAUCGGUGAAAGAAAAGCGACUCUUCGGGAGACUGGAAGCAUAGUCCAGGACAUCGUUUCGUUCGAACCCAUGAUCCAGUCAGUGACUUCCAAAGCCGAGGAUUUGAAACAAGCGGCCCCAGCUUCGGAAAUUUCAACCAAAUACGAAACCUUGUCAAAACACGCGAAAGAACUUUACGAAAAACAGAAGGAAACCGUGGAACAACACCAAGCUUUCGUCGACGCUGACAAUGACUUCGUCCAAUGGAUUCGUCUGGCUAAGGAACGACUGAGCAAAUGUUCGGAGCCAACCGGAGAUAAAGAAAGUCUCGGAAGCAAGUUAUCACAAUUGAAGGCUUUGCAGAACGAGUUACCUGAAGGCGAGAAGAAACUAGAAACGGCCUUGGAACAAGGCGAUAAAGCUUGUCAGUACGCCGAUGAGGAAGAUCGCGAGAUAAUCGAAGAGGAAGUUGGGCUGUUACAAGAGGAGUUUGAUAAUUAUGUCGACUCGCUUAACAGCACAAAAAAUCUGUUGGAGAUUGGGAUCGUCAAGUGGACGGAGUACGAAGAACAGUACCAGGAAGCCCUCGAUUGGUUGGCCCAGACUGAGAACUUGGUCCAGUCGUAUAAUAGGCUCCAGGACAGUUUGGAGGAAAAACGAGCUGUUUUGGAGCAGUUCCAGCUGCAACUCCAGACUCUCUUUGACUGGCAAUCCGAACUUGAUCGCCUCAACAUGAAGGCGCAAGUUUUGUUGGAAACUUGCGCCGAUACCAGGAUUAGCAAUGCAGUGACGCAACUUUCGACCAAAUACAACGCAAUUUUGUCGCUUGCGAAGGAAGUUAUGCGCCGGUUGGAGUUACACUACCAAGAGCACCAACAGCACAGUACGCUCUAUCAAGAGUGUCAAGACUGGAUUGAUCGCACCAGAGACAAACUCCACACAUGCCAGGAAGUCCCAAAUACGCUCCCGGAAGUUAACAGUAAACUCCAAGCAGUCAAGAACAUUCGAACCUCCUUGGAGCAAGGCCAGAACAAACUGCGGUACAUUUCCGAGCUGAAGGAGCGCGUCAUCAUGAACACGGAACAAUCAGGCGCCGCCAAAAUCCAAGAAGACACUGAAAACUUGAAGCAAGACAUGGAGAAAUUACUGAACGAAGUCCAAGAAGCCCGCAAUCGGCUGACAAACCGGGCCAGCCAACUCGAAGAGAUCGCCAAACUGCACAUGCUGCUACUGGACUGGCUGCAAGAUAUCGAGCACCAAGUCCAGUCAGACGACGAGUUUUUGAACGAUUUGAGCGAGAAGAAGGCCAAGUUGGAGAAGUUUAAAGCCGUGCAGAAGGAAAUCAAGACGCACACCGACUUAAUCGAGAAACUCAAGGCCAAAUUGGCCGAGGAUUCGAGUCUGAAAGCCGACGAGUACGAGAACUCGUUCAAGAAAUACGAAGCUUUGAAGCAGUCAGUGGCCAAGUCGAUCGCCGAUUUGGAGAAACAAGUCGGCGAUCACGAACAGUACAAAAACUCCUACAACGUUGCAAUGGAACUGAUUCGAAAAUCAUGCGUGGAGGCCCAAACUUGUUCCGACCUGCACGAUGAACUGGACAAAAUCUUGGAAAAAGAGGCCAAGAUUAGCGAAAUUGCAAGCUCGCUACCCGAGUGUGACAAUCUGGUCCACAAGACAAUCGAGUUGAGUAUUCUAGUGAUGAAAACGACCGGCGAGGAAGGCAAAGACACGAUCAAGCAAGAAAUCGAACAACUCAACAUGGACUGGGAAGGCCUUCACUUGAUUUGCAACGAAACGCAAAAGUCCAUCACGAGGUGCAAAGACGCCUGGAAGGAGUUCAAGACCAACUUCGACAAAAUGAAGAAGUGUAUCGACAACUUCCAGAAACGUGUCGAUGGGGAAAACGAGAAGGAGAAGAAAACUCCCGAAGAUCUGGACAGGUGUAAGCAACUCCUUGCGGAGAUUGUUGCAGAGAAGCCCAACCUUGAGAUUUUGACCGACUCUUGUGAGGCUUUGAUGGAGUUGAGUGCAGUCGGUUGGGUGCGGGACAAAACCGUCCAGUUGCAGACCGCCUACACGAAUUUGCUCACCAACUGUCAGACUCUUGUUUCCAAAAUCGAAAAGAACUUAUCCGACCACACUGAGUUUCUCAAAGUUAAGAAGGAACUGGAGACUUGGUUACAUUCAGCUCAUAAAAGUGUGCAAGACUGUAUUGGGGUUGGCGAUGAGGACACUAUCAGGGAAAAGUUGGAAACAAUCAGAGUGAUUUCGGCCAAAACUCCCGAAGGACAAGUCUUACUGACGAAGCUUCAGGACGCCUUUUCCAAGGCGAUUAACACAACACCGGCCGAUAAGCAAGACGGUCUCCGUGAGGACAUGACAAGUUUGAGGAACAGUUGGGACCAACUCAAUAUGGACUUGACCUCGAUUCAGGCACAACUGAAGGCCGCUUUGGCUCGCUGGGACGACUAUAACGAGACAAAGAGGCGUUUGCAGGAUUGGUUAUCCCAAACCGAGCGCAUUUUGAAAGAGAAACCACACACCAAAGGCGAACUGAGCGAAAUGAAGACACUCCUAGAACGCUACAAGAACCUACAAGUUGAAAUUAAGAACAAACAAGGCGAUCUUAACCGCCUCAAGGACGAAGCUGUUGAAUUGAGCUCUUGGGCCAAGCAACCAAAAGUUUUGGAAGAAGUUAAACAGUUACAAACUCUUUAUGACAAUCUGAGCACGUUGUGUGACGCCCAGAAGGAGAGGAUUGAAGCCGAAAUGUUGGAAUACAACAACUACCACCAAAGCCUCCAAGAGACUGAAAAAUGGUUGCUUCAGAUAAGCUUCCAGUUGAUGGCCCACAACUCCUUGUACAUUACCAAUAGGGAACAAACCGAAGAACAGCUAACACAACAUGAAAUUUUACUGAAGGAGAUCCAGAAUUACCAAAAGACCUUGGACGAUGUUAAGGGUAAAGGGCACGGGCAGAUCGAGCGGUAUGUUAAGGAAGCACCGGCCAUUAAGGACACCAUUGAAAAACAGUUGAGUAACGUCCAGGACAGUUACAAUUCGUUGUUACAAACCGCCGUCCAGAUUAAAAACCGUUUGGUUGAUUCCUUGGCCAAAUUCAAAGAAUACGAGGACACUUUGGAGAGUAUCAUGAAGAAUUUGGACGAGUAUGAACCCAUCGUUACCGAAGAGGUCGAAAAAGAGGCUGAGACACUUGAGGAAGCUUUGAGUCAAUUGGAAACAGCCAAGUCGUUACAUAACAAACUCCAAAAUGAAAAAUCUCGUCUCGCGCUUGCCGUCCAAGCCUGCGAGGCCGCCACGGCCUCCAUCAGCCGCCCCAGCAGCCCCCGGGACACGCUGCCGCCCCCAGUUCCCAUCAAAGAACUCGAAUGUCGCGCCCGGCUCGAGGACCUUAUCGAUCAGACGCACCAGGAGUCGGCAUCAGCACUGCAAAUGCUUGUGGAUGAACUUAACGUGCGUGGUUUUACUAAAAAAUUGCAUGACCAAAUCGAUAAGGUGCAGUCUCAUCUCAGCAACUUGACAACUUCAGUUGCUGAGUUUGAAGAAAAGGAAAAGCAUAGAGACGCUCUGAAAGAUUGGAUAAUUAACCAGAAGAACAUUGUGGUGGAAUGGAAGAAUAGGCCAACAAAGCUACGAGCCGAUGCCGCCAAGCAAGAGUUGAGCAACAUGAACGACUUAAUGGCGGCGAUUGACCAGAGAAGAACCCAACUAGUGACGGAGUUUGCAAGUCCCAAAAAUGCCCACUUGGAACAAAUGUUGGACGACUUAGAGAACGAAUUAUCGGCAGCUAUCGCGUCCAAAACCGCCAAUCAAGAAAUCCUGGAUGAAUACCGACAAAACGUCCAAGUUAUCAACAACUGGUUUGACAACUUGGUCAAGAGAAUCGACGCGAUUGACCGCGGCUCCGGUCUCAACUGCCAACAAAAACAAGUCGCUAUUGAGGAGCUCAAAGCCGAGUUCGAGGACCAAGGGCCCAAACGAAUGAACGAAGUGAAAAGAUUUGCAAGCCAGGUCCUGGAAUUUGUCAAUAAUCUCGACGCCCAACAAGUCGAAGAGCAAAUGAAAUCGAUCGAGCGCAGGAACAAUGAUAUUGGCAAGCGGCUACAGAGGAAACUCCAAAUCCUGGACAUGACGCGUAAAGGGAUCGAAGACACACGUAACGAGAUCGAACAAGCCAGAGACUGGGUCAAAGCGCGCCUCAUUGAGCUGCAAAAACCGCCACUGCUCGGUUUUGAGAGCCGCAAGGCUGAGGACAGGCUCAACUCGCUCAAGGGGUUGCUCAAGGAGGCCGACAAUAAGCUGGUCUUGAAGGAAACUCUGAUGAAACGCGUUAGUAACAUGACCAACGAGUUGGAACCACCGGAACGGGAACAACUCGAAACGGCUUUGAAAAAUCUGGGACUUGAGCAGGAACAACUAGUUGAGAGGAUAAAAUCAGCGAUUGAGCGAGUAAAUGGCGCCGCUAACACUCGGCGCACCUUGGAGAGCAAUCUCGAAAAGGCGAGAGCGUGGCUAAAGGCCAAAAACGCCGACGUUCACAAACUGAGUGGAUACCUACCCUUGAAAUCGCGCCAAGUUGAGGAGGAAAUCGCCCAGCACCGAAUCUACGAAAGUGAGAUUAAAACGUUCAGUGACGGCGACCUCAACGACUUACUCAAACUGGGCAACAGCGUCUUGAAAGAGUGCGACGAAAGCGACCGCGAACGCCUCCAAACCCUUCUAGACGAAGUCAAGGACGAACACGAGACACUCAAAUCCGACUCUUUACAAAAAAUCAACGCCUUGAGUGACCUUCUCCAAGGCCGCAAACAAUUCGAGAGCGACAUUGAUAAGUGCAUUGACUGGCUAAAACAAGCCGAAGUGGCCACAGCUUCGGACAUCCGCGCCCCUAACAUCGAGGUCCUUGAGGAACAACUCGCCAAGUACGAAACUUUGGGCAACGAAGCCAAGCGAGUCCAGACCGACAUUGACAAGAUUUUCGAACAGGCGAAAGCCAUCGUUCCCACAAUCAGCGAAUCCGACAAAAUCUACUUGAACGAGGUGCUGAACAACAUGCGGGAUCGCCACAACCGCAUUUCCGCCCUCAUCCAGGACAGGACUAACGCCCUGAAGGCCAACAUCCAACAGUUGAGGGAAGCCCAGUCCAGGAUCGCCGAAAGCGUCCAGUUCGUCAACGAGAUCCAAAACCAACUCAAGGAGUUGAACAAACCGAUCGGUAGUAAAGUUGAAGACGUCCAGAACGUUCUGUCGAGCUAUGAGCGGAUUUUGGGCGACCUUAAGGCCAACAAGGCCCGGCUUGGCGACGUCCCAGCGUCACACUCGAGCGAGUUACAGUCGGUGUUGGCCACUCAGGACGAUCUGAUCAAGUCGAUCGAAGACCAGAUCGCCCGCUUGCGCCAACUGUUGCUCCUCCGGGAACAAUUCAUCGCCCUCAUCACCGAAAUCAUGACUUUUAUAACGAAAUACACGGAAAUUGUCCGCGAUAUCGAGCGUUCCGGCGGCACCAUCGAGGACAAGAUCAAGAAAUAUGACGAUGUCAUUGUCAAAAUCCAGGAGUGUGAAGCCAUGCUUGCGUCCGCCGCUGACAAAGGCCAGCAAAUCGCCGCCGAUUGUUCGGUGCAGGACAGGAACAGCAUAACCGAACAAAUCCAAUCACUGAAACAAUCUUUGCAAAACCUGCGACGCGCUGUUGAAAAACAGAGGCAAGAGCACGAAAACACGGCUGCGGAGCACCGGAAACUGGCCGCUGAACUUGAGAGCAUCCUGGAUUGGCUCCAUGCGAACGAAGGGGCCGUUCGUUCCCGCCCACUGCUCAGUCGAGACGUGCAAAGUGUGGACCAAGAACUGGAAAAUCACGAGCGGCUGGCGCGAAACGUCGGCGAAUAUUUGGACAAAAUCCGCAAGAUCCAGGAAGCGACAAGACACGAUGACAGCAUGCCGGGCUCGCUUUUGGAGCAGCUCUCCGAAGGCAACUCGCUCCUGGCCAGUUUGCCGCGCGAGUUGGACGAGCGGGAGAAGUACCUCACGAGUAACAAACAGCUGCGGGAGGAGUACGCGAGGUUGAAGCAGCGGCUGAAUGAGUGGGUCAAGGAGGCGGAAAUUCGGCUCGCGAGUCACAAGGAUGGCGUCGAUUUUGAGAAUAUUUUGACCGAUUUGGAGGAGCAUAAGAUUUUCUUUAGUACGGAGGGGAAUAUGAAGGAGUUGGUGUCGGUGAAUUUGCAACAGGUGGCCGAUAAGAUAUGGCCGAGUUUGACGCCGUACGAGCAGGAGGAGUUGAGUCGGGAGCAGCAGUACAAUACGCAGUUGCUGAAGAAUACGCUGAACUCGGCCAAGUCGCAAAAGGCGCAGUUGGAGCAGGAUGCCGAGAUUUGGAAGGAUUAUUGCCAGACGUUGGAUAAGGUCAAGGCGGUGAUUGCGAGGACCAAGUUUACGGACGAGCCGGUGACGACGUUGGCGGGGUUGCAUUUUAAUAUUCAGAAGAUAUCGCAUGCUUUGAAUGAUAUACAGAACCAACAACUGGAACUAGACCUGCUCCUCGAACGCUCCAACGAAAUAAUAAAACACGCAGACGACCGGAACAAACUCAAAACGCAAGAACAAACAAGCCAGGUGUCCGACGAGUGGACUUCCUUAGUCUCAAAUCUGGAAAAUAGAAGAGGCACUUUGACCAAAUUGGCGCAAGUCUGGGAGACCUUCGAGGGCCGGUGGCAACACUUCGAGAGUCUCCUCUCCGGCGUCGAGGAAAGGGCCAAACAUGUGGACAACGUCGUCAGAAGCAAGGAGCAUGUGAUCGCGACGAAUAACAGCAUUUUGGAACUGCAAUCGGAAGCAGAGUCCUUGAAAAAAUUCCGAGACGAGGUGUUUGAAUUGUCCGAAAACGUGCUUCUUUUCCUGAAGGAGUGCUCCCAGACCAGUGCUACAGCCCUUAACGAAAAACUCAAACAGCUGAGAGAGACUUACCAAAGGCUUCUGGACAGUUUGGACGCGAAGUUGCAGAAGACCGAAGACGACCUUAGGGAAAUCGUCGAAGCUCUCGAUUGCGUCGCCAGAGAGAAGACCGAAUUGAACAAAGUCAAGCUUGAAGUGGAGAACUUUUACGUCUUUGACGCCAAUCUUGACCGAACCGAAGGACAAUUGAAACAACUGCGGAGCAAAGUAGCUUCGUGUACCGGACGUGCCAAAGAAUUGUCUUCACGACUCAAAGACAAGUAUUUGAAGAGUCAACAGUUGGUCCCAUCGGACGUUGCGCAAGAAUUGAACCAAUUGGAACUCUUGACUGAAGCUCUUGCAAGUGCCAUGGAAGAGAAGGAUCGGGAAUUCAAGAAGGCCAAGACUGUGCGGUCCGAUUAUCUCAACGACGUUGAAGAAGUGCAAAGUUGGAUCAAAGACGCCGAGUUGAAAGUGCAAGAUCGAUCGAUUGAACCCCAACUGUUGCAACAACACCUCCAAACGAUACAAGCCGAAAUUGGGGGAAUCACAGACCGGUUGGAGAAACUCAUCAAGAACGGGAAACUCAUCGUUGAAAAAACGAAAGACGACGAUGAGAAACAACUGAUCCAAUCGACUAUCAACAACUUGAGUGAUCAGCUGCAACAGGUGCGAUCGUGGCUCGAAGAGAAACGCCAACAAGUCGGGGAAACUCUCGACGCUUGGCAGCGCUUCUUGUCUUUGUAUCAGACGGUGAUGACGUGGGUGCAAGAAAAGCGAGUGUUUUUGAAAGAACCUCUCUAUAUAACGACACUGACUGAAGCGCGCCAAAAGCUCCACGACUAUUCUAACGCCGUUAAGAGUUGCAAAACGGCAAGUAAAAAUCUGAGUGAAAUGGCGAAGGAAUUGGAACACAUCGGGAGCGUGACCAGUGUUGGGGACCUCCCGACCAAGAUGGAGGAAGCCGAAGAGGCCAAAACCGAAGUCGAAGCUUCGAUUUUAGAACGCAACGCUUUGCUCCAAGAAACGUCCGAAGAGUGGGAACAGUGCGAGAAGAAGAUGAAGGACGUCCGCGGUUGGAUCGAAAAAACCACAACCACUCUGGACUCUCAACAGAACAAGAAGAAGCCACUACGCGACCAGCACGCACUUUGCGAGAAAAUGCUAGCCGACAUACAAAUCCAGAAGACUAAGAUUUCGCUUUCUGUUGAGAAGCUUCAGCUUCAUUUCCGGUCCGGCGUCGGUGGCGACACCCGUGUGACCCAAUCCGCCCAGGAGCUCCUCAAGGAAUUGGACGAUUUGAACGGGAACAUUAAAGAGCAGAGUUCGAGACUCGAAACUGCGAUCGCUCAAGUCGAGCAAUACCAGCUGGAGGUGCAACAACUCCGGCAGCAGAUCGUCCAGGUGGAGCAGCAGUUGCGGGCGGCUAUGGCCCCCACCCACCUGCCCCACGAUCGAGAUCAAGCCGUUCGAGACCAACAGGCGCGGAAUGAGGCCUACCGGCAAAGGAUCGAUGAUCUCACCGGCAAGAUCCGACUCGUGGAUCCCUAUUACGUCCAACCCACAUCCCUACUCGGGGUUACGUACGCGGACGUUACCGCCGGACGGUCCAUAUCGCAAGAACGCACGUCCGAAACACGCGAACUGGAGACGACCGAAACGAAAGCCGUUGACACUUAUAACGAACCGGUUAUAACCGAAACGAAAGCGAAAACGCCGGCUGUAACCGAACCGAAAGCGCCGAGAAGGAGCCGAUCACCAAAGAGGCGCGACAACAAACCCAAACCGGAACCCAAACUGCAGCAAGUCACAGAAACACCCUUCGUUCGACCAAUCGAAGAAAACGUGUUUCCAAAACCACAGCAAACGAGACCUAAACCGGAACCUAAAGUGCACCAAGUCACAGAAACACCCAUCGUUCAACCACAACAAACGAAACCCAAACCGGAACGGGUCAAAGAAACACCCAUUGUUCAACCAGUCGAAGAAAAGGUGUUUUUAAAACCACAGCAGACGAGACCAAGGGGCCGAUCACCGAGCCCCAUGUGGGAGCCCGGAUCAACUACCUAUGCCGAAAUUUUACGGGGACAAUACAAUCAAUCCGAAGUUAUGCAACCACCGGAGGAAAAGAAACCACUGCCAAAACCAGAACCGGAACCGGAACCAAUCGCAGUUCCCCCGGUUCAACCACAAUACAAUUUUGUCCCUCAACAGAACUGGUCUCACUACCAAUACCAAGUGCCUGCGAACCCAACUUACUACCCUCCCCAGCAAGGCAUUUUCGAUUACAUGCAGCCCAUCCCAGACAUGGUCAGUUUCAUGGCUCCAGGGCAACAAUUGAUGGGUUCCGGUUUGGGUACUUACUUGUACCAAGAGCAGUACAACCCGACUUACCAACCUACUGUGAUCACGCCGCAGUACGAUGAUUAUCAGGCUCCUCAGGCUCCGGUGCCUGUCGAGAAUCCCGUUCCGGAAGAAACGGAGCCGGAACAAGUGACAGAUUCCGGGAGCCAGUUCUCGUACGCUCAAAUUUUGUCGCAAGGCCUCGCUUCGAAGCCUCUCCAGCCAUCCAGUCUACCGGCAACGACGAAUCGGCCAAAGUCUCCGCUGCAUGGACGCGAGUCCAAGCAAAUGGACGAAACGAGGCCGAUUACAAAGGAUAAAAAGACACAGAAACGAUACGGACGCAUCGAAACUAAAGAAGUUGCAUCAGAUGGUCAUCGUGGAGAGCUCGUCCAAAUGACGAGUGAUGACAAUGCUGAUGAAUCUCCUAACGUACAAGACUUGAAAUCGUUUAGCGAUGUAGAUGUUGAUGUUCCCCAAAAUACAGAUAAGCGAAAAGACAACGAACACAAAAAGGACAAGUCGCAUGUGAAACACAUUACUGUUGUUAAGACAGUUACAGAGAGUGUCGUCGAUGAUUCCAAACCCAAACAGAAAAUUAUCGAAGAGACUAAAGUUAAAACUGUCACGAAGCAGAAAAAUGUUGAAGAAGUGCCGAAGAAGAAAAAAGCUCACAAAAAAUCCGACACUGUGAUUGAAAUGACUGACGAGUUUGACGUGCCAACGAAACCAAAGAAAACGAAGUCAACACAAAAGGCUACUCUUGAAGCACCACUUUCUAGUGAUAAUGCACAAAAUGAGAUUGUUAGUCAAGAAACGAAAAAAUCGAAGAAGAAGUCAAAGAAAACUAAACCAGAAACUGUUGAAUUACCAAGUGUAGAGAAAGUCGAAGAAAUUUCGAUGACUACGGAAGAGCCUCACGUUUGUAAUAUAGAGGAAGAAGUUACAAGCGAAUCAAAGAACUCGAAGAAAGGACAAGAGCCAGAAAUAGUCGAAGUCACCACAACUAAAUCUAAAAAGAAGUCAAAGAAAUCUAAACCGAAAGACGUUGAAACUGCUUCACUGGAAGCCGAUAAAGUAGAAAAACUUCUGAUUUCUGAAACUGUCACAGAAGUUACAGAAAGCGUUUCAGAAAAACUAAUUACAAGUGAAAAGGAAGACAACCAAGAGCCCAUUUCUAAACCGAAAAGAAAAUCAAAGAAAUCAAAAUCGAAGGAAACACCGCCGGAAGAGAAAAAUCUUAGCGAGAUGUUUAUUGAUGCCGAAAAAUCUGCUGAAGUUCUGGUUGAACCGAAAGUCGAAGAGCAAGGAGAAACAAUUGUUAAGACUAAGAAGAAAGCAAAGAAGUCUAAAUCCAAAGAUGGUGAAAAGGGGGAAGUUUCUCUGUUACCUGAACCAACAGCUCAACCAACAGAAAACGUUUCGGAAACUUUCGUUGUUGAGGAAAAAAUUGAAGAAGCACCUAAGGAAGCGGUGACCAAAAUAACAUUGCCGCCUGAAACAACCGACAAAGCAGAGGUUGCUCACCCUGAAACACUAGUCAAGAAGGGUAAAAAGAAGUCCAAAAAGCCCAAAGAAGAAGCGCUACCAACGACUCAGCCUCCAGAAACAUUUUUCGAAGAGAAAAGUGACAAACAAGUCGAUGUUAUCAAUGCCCCCAGACUUGAAGAAAUUGUACAAGUGCAAAUGGCUAAGCCGUCACCUGAAACUGUCGUUGAAACAUUUAUCACAAAUGAAAGGACAGUUUUAGCUGAAACACGAACCCAGAACGAUCUUGAAAUUAUUAAAGCUGAGGAGACUGCCGUCAAAAACAAGGAGAGAAAAUCUAAGAAAAAGAAGGGGAAGAAGGAAGAAACGGACGACUCUAAUGACGUGAAAAAAUCAAAGAUCACGGCCACUAUUACCACUGUUACAAGUAUGACUAAAACACCUCUUGUCACUGAAACUGUUAGUCUGUCAAAACCGGCGGUUUCUCCGAGAGAAGUUACAAGUACGGCGACUGACGAGAAUAAGGAAAACAUUGAAACGACUGAAGAAAUUAUAGAAGAAAGUUCCCAAGCGACUGAGUCACAGACUUCUGCUCCACAAACUCAAAAAAUUGUGCUAAUAACACACGAAGAAGUGCGUAUGAAACCAGUAGUGUCUCUAAAAAUGGAAUUUACGGAAACUCCGAUUCAUACAACUCAUUUUAUUGAAGAAACGGUGGCUGAGACAUCCGAAACAGAUGAAGAAAAAUUAAAACUUAAAGAAAUUCAAAGUAGCUCAACUGAUGACGAGAAACUUAGCCAAAAGUUGGCGGAAGUUGCAACUGAAGAGCAAUCAAAAUCCGAUUCUGCAGUUGAUCUAUUGUCUGAAACAUGUGUUACUGAAACUGAAUUUUCUGAAGCACUGGAUAUUUCAGAAAUUAAAGACAUUACUCUUGAAACAACUGUGGAUGAAGGUAUUGAAACUUUCGAUGCCUCUAUGACUGUUGUAACAAACGCCACUGAAACAGUGCCUACGGAGAAAAUUUUGACUGAAGCUGCCCCUAUUGAAACAACAACUUCAGCAACUGAAAUAUUACCCGCUGAAGUCACAUCGACUGAAAUGCCAAAUGAUGAAUUAGAAAUCGAACAAGUUAUUUUCGGAUCUGUCCAAGAACGUCCUAGUCAAAAAGCCGCCAGAAAGAAGAAGGAAAAGAUGCAGUUUGAGCGUGGACCACUCACUACCGAAGAAUUGGAAGCUUACAAACAUUUUGAAGAUAAACUGAAAAAGAAGAAAAAGAGACAAGGAAUUCCUUUGGAAUUUUUAUUAGAGUCUCAGCAAACACCUGAAGUUGCUGACGGUAUCAAGUCACCUCCUGACGUACCAACGUCAUUGACACGACUCGAAUCUGUCGAUUUUGAAGUUAGUAAUAUCGAAGACGUCAUGAAUGUUUUGUCGGGCAAAGGAGAUGUGAAAAUUCCAAGUGAAGUACAAAGUGAUAGUUGCAAAAAGGAAUCUUGGCCCGUUGAUAAACCGCAGGAGAAAGUUGGUACUGGUAUGGAAGAAAAACCGGUUUAUAAAGGUUUGCCCUUGGAUGAAAGCACCGACAUCAUCGACAUAUUAGACGAACCAAUUGUUCUUUCAGAUAGUGAAACAGACGCAGUUAAAGAGAAACAUAAGAAAAAAAAGAAGAAAUCUAAAUCUGUGAAAGUUGAAGAACCACCCUUUUUGGAAAGCAAAGACGUUGUGAUUCAAGGCAAUGUGGAGGAUAAAUCGUCAACGUCGUGGGCAAAUGUUGUAGGCACCAAAACAGUGGAACCAAAAAUUGAAGAUAAACCUAGUGAAACUGUUACAAUUACUGAAAAAAGUGAACCGGUUGUUAAAGAAAUUAUUGACGCCGAUGUCGAUUCUGAGAAAAAAUCAAAAAAGAAGAAACAUAAGAAGAAGCAAGUUGAAAGCAAAGAACCAUUCGUCGAACCUCCUGAAGAAUCUCAACCUAUUAUAGAGGAUAAACCUGAAGAAAAGAUAGUGACAGAAGUAGAGAAGGCUCAAACAGAGGAGUCUGAGAAACCCCCUGCUGACGAUGUGCCAAAAUCUAAAAAGAAGAAGAAUAAAAAACAUAAACAAAAACAAGAUGAUUUUGAUAAGGUUGAAGAGACUGACUUAGAGAAGAAAGAUGAAGAGAAUAAAAUUGAACUUCCUGAACCUGUUAUUCAAGAAAUUGAGAGUGUUGAGCACAAAUCAGAAGAGAAAGAUGAGCCUCAACCUAUUGUUGAAGAACCUUCUGAACCAAAAAAAGAUAAAAAGAAAAAACGCAAGGAAAAAGUAUCGAUCAAGGAACCAGAAGUGCCUGAAGAAAAUAAGGCUAAACGGAAGACCAGUAAAAAAGAAAAAUCUGUGUCGUUUGAGGAAACGCCGCAAAUUAUCAGUUUCCAAGAGGAAAUACCAGUUGAUGAAACUUUGGCUGUGGCUUCUGAAAUUGUUAAGUUGGAUAAUAGCUCGGAAAUUGUCACAACAGACGAGCUUAUUUUUGUGCCAAAUCGUGUAGCUGAUGAGCUUAUUGAUAUUAUACCAUCAGAAAAGUUGAUUGAAGAGGAGAAGAAGGCGGCAGAACUAUCAAAUGUUGAAGAACCAAUAGAAAUUAAAAAGGAAUGCAAAGGGCUACCGGUUGAUAAAACCACAGAUCUUUGGCUAGAUAGUACAAUUACGUUGAAUGAUGAAGUGAAGGAAUCUACCGAAGAAACAUCAAAGUCAUCAUCCCAGACAGAAGAAAAACCGCUUGAAUCAGCGAAGAUUACGGAAGAACCGGUAACGGUGUCAGUAAAACCUGCUUAUAAGGGAUUACCAUUAGAUAAAAGCAGUGAACUUUGGAUUGAUAUCCUAGAUGAACCAAUGGUGCUUUCCGAUGAAGAAAAAACGUCUCCUUCUCCCACAAAUGUGCCAACUGAACACUUUGAAGAAAAGGAUAAGUCAGCACAUCAAGAAACUUUAGAUUUUAUCGAACAAGAAAAAGCGACUGUUACAGAACAAAAACCUGAAGAAAAAGUGGCCUAUAAGGGCUUACCAGUUGACGCUACUACAGACCUAUGGAUUGACGUUUUGGAUGAACCAAUGCAGUUUUCAGAUGAUGAACCAGAAAAGGUUGAAGAGAAAUCUCAUGACUUAAAUGUGGAAUUCAUAGAAAGCGAAAAAUCUGUGAAAACUGGUGAAAUGCAGGACAGCAAGGACAUUAAAUUGCCAGAAGUACCAUCCGAUGAGAUACAAGUGCAAAAGCCUGCAGCUAUCAAAAUAUUGUCAGAUUUGCCGCCUGAGAAAACUUCCGAAAUAAUUCAUAAACUGGAAGAUGAAUUAAGUGAAACUGAUCGAACUACAAAAGAAAAAUCUGCAGUUUUGGAACCAGAUAUUAUUAGGGAGUCGUCUGAAACUCAGGAAUUUUCUCAAAAGGAACAAUCAGAAAAAAGCUUUUUGUGUGCAUUAAUGGAUGAGAAAAUUGCGCGAUAUGACAUUUGGGGUAUGAUGAGAGCAGAAACUGAAUAUUAUGAAAAUGCUCAAAAAACCGAACCCAAAGUUGAAGAAGUAGAAGAGGAAAAAGUUAAAGAAGUCAAAGAGAAAAAAGUCGAAGAAGUGAAAGAAGAAGAAACUAAGGACUUGAACAAGGAAAAAGUUCAAGAAAUGAAGGAAGAAAGUGCAAAAUCUCUUGAAUAUUUCCACAGCGAGUUUCAUAAUUACGACAUACUGAACUUACUAAACGCGGAAAUUGCAUGGUACGAAGAAAAAGCACAGGUUGUGGAAGAGGAAAAAAUAGAAGAGGUUCCGGUUGUGGAGAUACAAGAAGUUGUUGCCCCCGAGGUUUCUAAUGACAUACCUCCCUUGGUAGAACCAGUAGCAGUUCGAUCAGAACAAGUUACUGAUCUUGAUGAACCUGUCACAGAUCUUGAUGACCCGGCACUUGAUUUGCCAAAGAUUUCUAAUCAAAAAGUAGCAAAAGAUCUUAUAACUACAGACUUAGAUGACCCUACUGAAACAAAAGUUCCUGUUGAAUGCAAACUAAAAGGAGUUCCUGAAGUUUCCGAGGAGCCAACGACAGUUUCAGUAGAAGUGAAAUCAGAAGCUCAAGAAAAUAGUGAGCCACAAAUAGAAUAUAAGGAAAAGAAAGAAGAUAAAUCUAAAUCACCGACAACUCAAGAGAAAGAAACAGUUUCAGCAAAGCAGGUUGAACCUCCUUAUCAAAUUCCCGACGACAUACCGGAAGUUUCUCUCUUGUCACUAGCUGAAGCUGAAGAAUUAAUAAUACCGACUAGAGAAAGCAUGAGACCUUCACAGUUUGAAGCGAUUUUGGCGAAAGCAACCGAAUUUGUGCCAAAACUUGAACAGUCUCGUCUUAACCCGAAUGCUGCUGAAUUUAUACCAGGAGGUGAGCAAAGAACACAUUUUGUCGACGUAACGUCAGGAUAUAAAGAAGAAGAUCCUGAACUGGACGAGAGUUCGACGCAAAUGUGGCGUUACGGUGAAAGAAUUUACAACGAUAUCGUCGACAGUCAACACGACUCAGGAUUCUCAACUUCCGAACCACAGAGUAGUGUUUGGGCUGAAGAAGUCGCCCCUUCGCAAAAUAUUGAAAAUCUUUUGCCUAAAGAACUUGUCAGUGAAGUGAAUGAGCUUGACGAAGCUACAAAACCGAAGAAAUCUCCAAGAAAACGUAAAGGAAAAUCACCGAAACCUCUAGUGAAAGAAGAACAACCAGCGGUUGAAGAAGAACCAACACCUGCUGCUCCAGUCAACGUUUGGGAGAAUUUGAUGAAAAGUGAUAAGACAUACGCUGAAGUUGUUGCUACAAAGAUGACCUCAUCAGAAUCCGAGGACACUGAUGUUGGCAAAGAACCAACUCCUAUGAAAGUUAAAGAAAUGUCACCACGUCCACCAGUUGAGAUUAGAGUUAUAGAACCAAAAGAAGCUAAAGUGGACUACGAGACUGAUGAAGAUGGUUUUAAGGAGUUUAUACCUAAGCGGUCAAGAUCUCGCUCUCGUUCGAAACAAAGAGACGUUGAGGUGCAACCACAAGAAGAAAGCCCAGAGGAGAAGCAGUCUAAACGAAAAUCUAGAAGACGCCAUCGAUCGCCAAAGGAAGAGGUUCAAGAAACAGAAGUCAUGGAAACAGUUGUAGUAAGUGAAACGCCGGAAGAAGGGACAGCCGAUGAAGAGAAACCAGUUGAUGUAAGUAAGAAACCUAAAAAGAAGAAGAAGAAGUCGAAACUGGUUCAGGAGGAAGUACAUGAAGAAAAAGAACCGGAAAUUAAAUCCGAGGAACGCGAAGAUAAGACAGUUGAAACUGAAAUAGUUCAGGUUGAAAAAGAGCGAGAAAUAAAACAGGCUGUGCAAUCUGACGAAGUCAAGGAGGAGCAAGUUGAAGUUGAAAAGGUCUCUGAUAUUUCUGAUGAAAGUCUUCUUUUGAAAACUUAUGCUGAUGUUGUGACGGGACGUAGCCGCGAACCAUCUCCCUGUGUUUUCACAAGAGAAAGGUUACAAGAAAAGCCUAAAAUUGUGGAACUAAUCGAACAACCUAAAGAACAUAAACCUGAACCUAAAUCCGAAGAAAAGGUACAACUUUUUGACGCACCUGUAAAACCUGAGGAGGAAACAACUAAAAAAUCGAAGAGGAAAUCAAGGAAGAGAGAAAAGUCGCCCAAACUUACCGAAUCUUCUGAAAGUUUUGUAACAGUUUCAAUGGAACCUAGUGAAAUCAGUGUGCCAACCGUUGAAAGUCAUCAGAAAAGCUACGCUACUAUUGCUGCUUUACCACGGAGUCGAGAACCGUCUCCAGCCUCUGUAGUAUCGGAAACACCGAAGCAAAAACCGUUAGAAAUUCACAUUCAAGUGGUUGGAGAACCUGAACAUACACCAGAACCACCUGUUGUCGACGACGAAGGAUUUAUGAUGUUGUCGACGAAGAAAGAACGCCGGUCUAGGUCGAGGUCACGUUCAAGAUCUCGGCAAGAAGGACCGAAAAUUGAUAGUCAUGACUUUCUGGAAAAUGAACGACAACAUGAAGCAAAGAUGAAGAGUUGGGCUUCAAUUGUCAGUAAUGAUAAAGUUGAAUGUGAACAAGCGGAACCUUCAAUUGAAGAUGUUAAACUAGAAGAUGUCAAAAUUGAGACUAAACCUUCAAAGACUAAGAAGAAGAAAGAAGAAAAACCUGGACGUUUAGGAGGUUUGAUAUCGUCAGUGAAAAGUGUGUUUUCGGCAACGAAAAACAAAGUAGAAGACGAACCAGACAAGGUUGAAGAAGUUGUGGAACACAAAAAGAAAAAGAAGCACAAAAAAGGCAAAGGUAAAAGUGUUCCCGAAGAAAGCAAGCCAGAAGAACAAACCGAGGAAUUUACUAUUUUGGAUAAAGAAGAAACUAUAAAGUUAGACAGUCCGGUAGAAGAAUCUGAGGUGAAAGAUUCAAAAAUUGUUUCUGACGUUGAGCCUAAGAUGCAAGAAAGUGCGUUUGAAACAAUUGAAGUGUCGGAAGUUCAGGAACAAUUGGAAAUUGAAGAAGACAAAGGAAAAGUGGUAGAAGUGGCUGAAGAAAAAUGUAAUGAUAUUAUUGAAGUUUCAAUUAAAACUGAUGAAGAACCAGAUAUAAUCACCGAUGAUAUUGUUGUUGUUGACCCUGAACCAGAAUUUAUCAUUGUUGAAAAAGUUUCAAGUCCUGAAGCUACUCAAGACACAAAUGAAAUUGUUUUUGCUGAACCUGUACAAGAUAUAGAAGCAAAAACUACUGAAAUUAUUUGCGAAAGCACUUCCCAGCCAUUAGAUAAACAAGUUAUUACAGAAUUUAUCCAACGCGAGCAAACUUUUAGUAUCGAAGAACUAAAACAGCCUGAAGUACCUGUCGAAAAGCGCGGCAGUUUCCUCAACACUUUGAUAUCAAAAAUGACCAGUCCAAAAUCUGAAGAAAAGAAAAAGAAGAAAGAGAAGAAGGAAGAAACAGAACCUGACGAAAAGAGCAAGAAAAAACGAAAAGACAAGAAGAAAGAAAAAUCUGAAUCCAAGGACAAUAUGCCUGUUGAUAUUACAUCGCUUGAUAUUAAAACUGAUAUUGAACCAACCGACUCAACGUUUGAUAUUGCGGUGAAGGAAGUAGAAAGUGACAAAAAGGAAAAACUCAUGGAACUCACCCCCAGCGAAGAAAUAAAAAUGGUCCGCGAGGAAGAAGCAAAGAGUAAGAAAAAAGAUAAGAAACUAAAACAUCAAAAAUCGUCCGAUUCUGAAACCACCCCUGACAUCGAGAAGCAGAGCAUGUUUGGAACAAUUUGCGCGAAAAUAUCGGAAGUAUUUUCCCAUAAAAAAUCCGACGAUUUAAUUUUGACUCCGGAAGAAGUAUUAGCGGUGAAUUUAAACCUCGAUGGUCCUUUCUGGUUGGAAAAAUCCUUCUAUGACGAAGCUGAAGAAAAUUAUCAAUUAUCUUUAGCGAAGAAAGUCGCGCAAGCUGAAGAUAUCGUUAAGGAGAACCACGACGAAUCUCCGGACAAAGACGGCGAUUCUGACAGUUCUAGCGGCCGAGGGUCACCGCGGCCCCCGCAGCAGAACGGCAUAAACGGCGAUAUUCCUACCAGCGAAUACAUGAUGUACUCUUUACCGGGGGGUGUCGGUGGUUGGAAAGACCGUAGCACGUACCUAGCGCCCGAAACCGCGAAAAUUAAAACGGCCGAUGACCAUUUGCGCGCCGCGAAACACUUGUCCGAAAGUAUCGCGGAAGAUGUAAUCGCGGAAUCCUCCCACAAUCCUCCUCUAGGGCCCCCAGUGCAGCCAGCGAUAACGCCAGAGGAUAAUGCCCAGCCACCGGGAGGUGACAACCAGCUCAAGAAGGACCUCACCGAGGAUGUUGCCAAAUUACAGAAGCUGCUACAAACGACCGAAAUCUCCAUCGAGUAUUUACCGCGCGAGGGAUUCGACCAGAUGAUACGGGCCUUGGAAGAAAUAACGAGCGAUUUGAAGAAGCAUGCUGCCCAAGCUAUCAGUCUCGAAGGCCAAGUCCUCGAGUUAAAAUCCGAUCACGAAACGCAAGCACUUGCCUUGCACCUUGCAGGCAUCAGGACCAGGAUCGCAACUUUGUUGUCACAAGCGGAACACGGCAGGAUCGCCGUGACGAACGCGAGAGAAGUGCAUACGAAGAAGCAGGAAGAAUUGGCCGGUUAUCAAUUAUUACUGACUGAAAUUGAACAGUGGUUGAAGAACACGAAAACUGUGGUUGAAGCCGACACCGAGAGUCAGAUUGAGGCGUCAAUCGAGGAUUUGAAUCGCCUUGCGCGGGAAUUGGACGAAAAGGAGAAGAAAUUGGGCGAUUUGUCGCGUGUUUGUGAGGAGUUUUUGAAGUAUCCCGAUUUGAAACACUUGGCUGAGGCGCUAGUCGAGCACUUGAGGACGUUGACGCUGGUCUUCGCCGACCAAAGGAUUGUAAUCCGCACCAAAAUAGAAACAUUACGCACACACCUGGUCGAAUUGAAAGAAACGCCCGAUUUAUCGCUUGAGAACACGCUCGAUUCGACGUCUAUGCCAGUGGAGGAAAGUCCAGUGGCUGGGGUUCACAUCGAGACGCAAACGGGGCGAAGCCUCGCCUCCCCGCAACAGCGCGACUUCACGGUUACGUACAACGAACCAGUGGACGUGCAAAUCCAGACACAGUUAUCCGAAAGUGAACCGAACCCGGUCAAGGAGACUAUAACCAUAUCUAAAACUUUCGCCGAUGGUCAGGAAACUAUACAGAUAGCGACCAAACCAAUGGCGGAGUCUCAACCCAUAGUGGAGGAACCGGAUGAUCUCCUGGUUGAGGCCAACUACCGGAAACAGACCCAAAAUGAGGGGAAAACAACCGAGUUGAGUAUCACCAACGCCAAGCCGAGCCAACCGUUCGAAACCGUUUUCGUCGAACCGGACGAAACCACAACCGAAGUCAUUGUUGAUGCGGACGGCACCAAACGAAUCAUUGUGAAGAAAUUACACAGAACGGUUGUGAGACACCAACAAACCGUCCAACAGCAACAGUUGACUAGCACUAGUACGCUCACCGAGAACAACCAACCGGUUGGUCAGUCGUUCUCGCAAGUCACUUUGAAAGAACAGCAAAGCAGUACGACUUUGGCCCGUGGCGAUGGCAGUCGGCAAACCGUCACCAGUAAACAAUACGGCGGGAAGAUUAUUUCGGGAGUACCCGGUGGUGAUGUUGACGUGCAAGAGUUUGAAACCGAACCGGAGACACAGUACCACGUUGUCGAAGCCGAUAAACCGUCGGAGGUUGAAAUCGAAGGAAUCAAACUCCACGAAGGAGACGUAACUUUCGUCGAUCAGGAAAAUAAGUUGGUACCACCGUUCGGCGAAAUACACACGUCGAGUUCGAGUGUGCGCGCGGUCGUCCAACAGGUCACGCGACGAGUGAUUCGGAAAACUCGCCGCAUAAUUCGCCGGAUUGUCAUCGUUGAUGGUAAAGAGCAAGUGAUUGAGGAGGUGGUUGAAGAGCCAGAGGAAGUGGAAGUGACUGAAGAAGGCAUUCCGCGGGUUAGUAUCAACGUGACUCGAACGGAGGAUGGCAAAGUCGUGCGUGAAGAACAGUUCGGUGAACCAAUUGUUGUUGUUGAAGAGCCGGGCAGUGAAGUCACUCAGACUGUCACUGUGGCUGAGUUUGAAGGCAAGCCGGAAGCUCUGACUGAUGUGACACAAGAAGCCGAGAGGUAUGUCGUAGAACAAAGUGCACGCCUGACGCCUGAGACAAGUGCUAGUAAAGAUUUCCUAGAGAACGAAAGACUUGCACUUAGUAGUAAUGUUGAAGCAGCACCUAGAGUUGACGAUGCACCUGGAGACAAGUCUAGUCCGAUUGAUGCCGUUGUUGUUGAAACAGUAACCCAGAAGAUGGCAGAAGAAGUGCCGACGCCUGAAGCGUCUGACAUUCUUCCACCACAAACUGCGAUCGUUGACGUUCUUAAGGAAACCGUCCUUGAAAAACCUUUGACUAAACCAGACGAAGCGCCACCAGAAGUCACCCAGACUCUUGUCCAAACCGUUUCAACUCCUGUAGUUAGUGUUAAGGAAGUUGGUAAAGUGUCACAACAACCCGAACUUGGCGAAACUUCGACUAGAAUCGAAGUAGUCGAGAAAACCAUCACACAACCUGAAACGACCGAUGAACAAACGGUUAAAGAAGAAAUUGAUUUGAGUCCGAAACCGGUCCAAGUUAACGGAGACGUCAAACAGAAAGAUAUUAUCGUUACUACUCAAGAUUUCAUCGUGGCGGAACAAUUAUACGAACCCGAAAUUAUAGAAGACUCAUCUGAUUCGUCCAAAUCCAAAAAGAAGAAGAAGAAAUUCCCGAAAUCGAAGAAAGUUGUGGGCACACCACGUGUUCAAAGUCCCCUAGUCCCGACUGACGAACCCGACAGUAAAGAGCCCCAAAAUGUCGAAAUUGCGUUGUCAUUAAAGGAAGAAACACCGGUUGUGUCUCAAGAAAUGUCGGUUCAGCCAAUUGAGAAAGCUCAAGAGGUUGAAAUUGCCGUUUCCUUGCAAGAAAAACACGCUGAUACGUCCAUUGUGUCUCCUCAAGUGUCUAUGGUUAUGACGGUUGAAGAAGGUAAAAUUAAGGCAAGUCCUGGUGAAAUUAUACAGAAGGAUAUUCACGUGAUGCUUCCUGCGGUGUCUCACACGACCACAGCUGCGAUAAAAUCGGUGGCUUUGUCUCCAAUGGCACCUCAAAAUGAAACUGUCGAACCUGCGAUUACACCCAAGCAUGAGAGUGACCAUGUCGAGUCACCGACGCCUAGCGAUAUAGACCACGGAGGAAGGCGAAGUAAAAAGAAAAAGAAACAUAAAGAUGAGACUCCGAGUGAAGAAACUGAAGAAAAAGAAAUUUCGAUUGCAACUUCCGUUGCUGAAUCGACUGAGAUCAUCGUACCUGAUGAUUCUCUACCGUCUGAAGAAACACCGAAACCGACCGAGGAGGUGUUCGAAGCUGUAAUUACCGAAUCUGAUGAAGGAGACGGUAAAGAUACGGGAUAUGAAGCUGAUAAGACAACCGUUGAUGAGAGUUUGGCCGAUGAUGAUAAUCACGAAUUGAAGAAGAAAAAGAAGAAAAAGAGGAAGCAAAAAAUCAAAGUUAAAGAAUCGGAAGAAUCGACGAUACCGAAGUCCGUUGAUGAGUCGUCACCCUUUGGUGAGUCUGUACAAUUCACCGACGAUGAGCCGGCUAAGACCGAAGUCAGAACCGAAGAACCGAAAAAAUCCAAGAAAAAGAAGAAAGGAAAACGUGGUGAAACCAAAGUUUCAGAAAGUGAACCUGAAAUCGAGUCCGAAGCUAUACUUUCCGAAGAACCAAAGAUUUGCGAAGCACAAAACGAAGAAAUCGCUUCACCUAACGACUCCUACCAUACUCUAUCAACCCAAUCCGACGCAGGCACCGUUAAAAUAAUCGAAGAGAUUGUCCUGAGACCAGCAAGUGAGUCCCCACAGGAAAUAACCGAAAAGAUUGUCACAACAGUCCCAGUUUUGGAAGCUGUUUUCACCCAAGAAUCCCUAGCCCAGACAUCACCCGAACUGGAUACCACCAAACAAGCCGUUCAGGAAUUUAUCGCACGAGAACAAAUUUCGGUCCAGACAUCACCCGAAAUACCUAAAGAAACGGGCGUUAUGUCAAUACAAACAUCCCCAGAACCGAUACGUGAAGUUGUGAAACCCGAAAUCCAAGAAACUUCCAGUCAGGUCGAAGUUAUAACGUCUGAAACUGUCACCCAGACCGAAACUCCCGAAAAAGUCGAAGUUGUAACUUCCGAAACUUCGAUACAGACCGCCACGCCUGAAAAAAUCGAAGAAGAGGCUCAAACCACGUCACUCGAACCGGUUGAAAUCCCUCGAAGCGAGUCUGCGAUGCAAACACAUGUUGUUGAUAGUCAUGAAGAGUCGGCACAAACACCUGUAGUCGACGUUAUCGAGAGUGGCGUUCAAGCACAAGCCACACCUGCAGAUCACUCGAUUCAGACAUCGCCAGAGCCGUCAGCACCACCAUUUGAGGAAGUUUUCGCGCAAGAUUUGGCCAAGGAAACAUCCGAGAUUGUUACACAGACUAGUCCGGUUGUGAUACAAGAUAUAAAUGAAUUGACUCCGCCUAGUAGCUUGUCGGAGCAAUACGAAGUCCAUGUCGAAGCUUCGGUGACGAUGCCGUCCGAAAGCACCGAAAGUGUUAGCGAAAAACCGGAAGCGAGCGAAGGGUCAAGUGAAUCGGCUUCCGAUGUGGACGUGGAAGUUUUCGUCGAUGGAGAACCCGUUCGUAAACCUCGCCGAAAGCGACGUCAUAAGAAAAAAGCCAAAGACGCAACUCCAGGAAUCGAGAAAGAUCUUUUCGAUUCGUUCAAACGUCAAGAAGGUGAGGGGACGUUAGAUCCGAAAGAGUUAUACUCGGAAGUUGCCAAAAAACACUCAAGAUCCAGCUCACCUGUGCCACCGGACGAAGAAACUGACACAGCUGUGUUUGUCGGGAAAGUAAUAACUGACUUAGAUGAAGAUAAAGUGAAGAAAUUGAAAGGGAAGCCGAAAAAGGGUGAUGAAAAGACGUUCCAGAUCUCGCUUGAAGUCAGUCCUGACGAUUUCGAAGUCGUGUCUGAAGAUGUGGUGACGAAACGUCCCGGUGAUGAAGAGUUUGAGGUUACGUCCACUGUGACGGUAACAAGUGUAGAUGAUUUCAUCGCCAAUGAAAAGGCCGCCGCUGAGGCAUACCAAAAAACGCCACCAAGCCCAGACAAGGGCAAAAAGAAGAAAAAGAAGAAAGGAAAGUUGGAAGAAGACCUUAAACCGGUUCAAGUUGAAGAGCCCCAAAAAGAAGAAAUCCAACCCACUGCAGUGACUCCUCCAACACCUCCAGUCGAAAAAUUAGUCGAACCUAUUGAAACUUCUCCAACACAAAGCCAAGAAGUUGAACCGAAACAAUUAUCCCCGGAAACAAAAGAGCGCAAGUCCAAGUCACCCUCCCCCAAGACCAAACGUAAACCCAAACACGUGUCUUCCGUUACAAUUGAAGAAGUCGAGUCUGCGAUUCCUCCACCAGAUCUCCCCAUCUCACCCCCGGCAGAUUAUCCCCUUUCUCCCGAUUACACUCCACCUAAACCUGUUUGGCAAAAACGCCAACAAGCUUCGACUUCACUUAGCGAAAGUGAACGACAACGUAGUCCUGUCACUGCGCAAGACCUCGACAUCAGGUGGUCUCACACCCAAGCAUUGGAACGUGUUAAGAAUUUACAAAACGCCCGAAAGACCACACAUUUAAGUGUCGUUCUGUAUUUGGCGACUCUUCAUGAAGUGGUAACGGAGGAAUCGAUCGAGCAAAGAAACUCAAACGUUCGGGAGAACUUGAAGGCACUCAAGGAAGCGGUUGAGAAGAGGGAUGUUGUAGAGAUCCAGCAAACCAUUAUUACGACCGUUGAAACCAUAACCACAUGGUUGGAAACCAUCGAAUACCGCAUUUAUGUUAACCGUCAACAGACCGCCGAUGGUCCUUCCAAGGAGCGAGUCCAGGAGUUCAACGAUUUGAAGGAGGAGAUUGUUAAUAUCGAAAGCAAAGUCGAGGAAUUACAAUCCGUGAUGCGUCAAGCUGACGAUAUUUACAACGAAGACGACCGAAACCGCAUGAAGAGUUACAUCGAUUCGCUCCAGCAGCAGGUCAAAGUGAUCGAAGAGGUAACCAGCGAAAACGAACAACUAGCAGCCGGUGAUUUGAAGCGAUGGGAGGAAUUUAUCAUUGGUGUUAAAGAACUGACUCAAUUGAUUAACACCGUACGCAAAGAAGUUGACAGUAUCAAAGAAUCAGAUGCUUCGCCUCAAACCAAACUCAACGAACUCGACAAGAUCGAACACGCCAACAGAGCCAACAUGUUGAAGGCUGUCCAGUUAAUCGCAACCGCUAAAGGUCUCAUGCGCGAUUUCCCAACUCGUGAAAUCCCCAAAGAAGUUUACAGUAAUCACGAAACUACGAAAAUGACUGAACAGCAAAUCGUAAUUGAGCGAGAGAAGGCGCUACAGUUCCUCUCGUUGGCCGAUGAAUACGAACAGACUUUGAAAGAGUUCGGGCAAAUUAUCGACGUGGCGGAAGCCCUAGUCGAGAGUCCGAUCAAUGUGAGCAAUCUGGAACAUCUGGAAGAUGCUAUGCAAAAUCACAGGAAGUUCUUUGUCAAUUUGAGCCACUGUCGGGCGAUUCUGGAAUCCCUGGAAGAGAAUCUCGAUUCUGAGACACGAAUGCACCAUUCGGAGCUGCACAGGAAUUUGUAUGACCGUGCUAAGGUGAUUCUGGACCAAGCGACGGGACGGUUCCAGCAAAUGUCACUCGCGGCGUCCCGUUGGACGGUCCUGGAACAAGGGAUGAGGGAGGAGAUGAGGUGGUUGCAAGUCGCCCAGCAAAGGGUUCCCGACUUGACCGAUGUCACGUCUUCGGACUAUGACCGUUAUAUCGACUUGUACCAGUCUUUGUCUCUGGAUAUAGCCCACCACCAGGCGAGGAUUGUUCACUUGAAUGGCGUCGCUCAGAAGUUACAAGAACUGGUAGUUUGUUCGGGUCUCGAAGAGGCUUAUAUCGAGUCCUUGGAAAUUAUUUUGAAGUUACAAGAUGAUGUCCAAGGGAAUUUGAAACGGUUACUUGCGUUCCGCGACUUGUGGACUAGUUACAACAUGUUGAGUGAUAAAGUUGAUUAUUGGCUGAGAGAUGCCGAACAGCAACUCCAGUUGUUGGAAGUACCGGCAGGUCCCCGAGGACACAUGAGACAAUUUUGGGAGUUGAAGGCCCAACACGAAGUCUAUAAUUGCACACGACAGGAAGCUACGAAUAACCUUGAGAGGGCGUUAGAAGUGGUCCCGAUUUCCGAUGAAAUGAUCCAGAGGAAGUUCCAUACAGAAAUGCAAGACCAGUGGAACGCAAUGUCCAAACGCAUAAAUGAGUUACAAGACCAGAUUAUUGGAACUAUUUCGGCACCAGAUGUUCCCAUCAACGAAAAAUUGCUACUCCUUGAGCAGGAAUUGGACGACUUAAAGACCGACGUUGACAAUCUCCGGGGCAUAAUCAAGACGGAAGAAGAACUCAACUUGUACAUCGAACGACUUCAAGUCAUGUCAACACGACUGGAAACAAUCCAGAAUGAGUUAGGCCGUCUCGGUCUACUCUCAGCGACUGAGUCGGACAAAGUGGGCUCACUUUUGGCCCUCUCCAAGCGUCUAGAACUGCUCAUCUCGGAAGAACUUGAAGGCGGGGUUUUGCUGAAAGAGCGCCUUCAGAACAUCCAAAAGGGCAUAGCACGCGUCCGCCGCAAACACCUCUGCCUCAACGAAACCCUGGACCAGUGCGAAAAGAGCGAGAAAUUGGGCAGCGAAGCGGUGGAGAAAGCUGUGAACGAGUGCUACGAAGUGGGUGAGGAGCUGGUUACGCUGUGGCAGGACUUGAUGGGUCUCCGCCAACUCCUCCACACCCUCCCGAUGCGUCUCCGCGUGACCGUUUCCCCUGUGAAGAUCGAAAGGGACAUCUCGCAGCUGCAGGACGACCACACUGUCCUUGAAAAACGCUGCGGGCAGCUUCUAGCCCUGUUACGAAACCGCCUGGCUCUGUGGCAGCGCUUCGAGCAUCAGCUGGAGCUGGUGCAGCAGAGCGUCCAAGAGGCCGAUUUCAUGAUGGAGUUGCUGACGGUGCAGGGAACCGUCGAUUACGAGAGGUUGAGGAAGGCGACGGAGCGGCUCGAGAGCGUCUCCGUGGACUUGGUGUCACGCGAGACCCUCGUGUCGGAGCUGAAAGCGGCCGCGAAGCCGCUCGCCGACAGCUGCACCCCCGAGGUCUCGGCGCGCGUGGAGGCCGCCGUCGAGGAGGCCGUCACCGCCUACUCCACCACCUGCACCAACCUGAAGGACCUCUGCACCAAGUACCAGCACGCGUCCGAGCUAUGGAAGCGGUACCGUGAGGCCAGCGACCUGGUGAGCGAAUGGGUGGACAACCACAUGGAGUCGGUCGGGGAUCUGGAACCAGAAGAGGCCAUCAAAGCGGUUAAGGUCUGUGAGGAAACUUUAUCAGCACAUACGGAACGUCUCGCCGAACUUAAACAACUCGUUUCGGGAAUUGCGGCCGCUGUUGGGCUUGAUGCUAGCGCUUUAUUAGGAGGCGAAGUUGAAGCUUUAGGUAAACGAUUGGAGGAUGUCAGGGAGUCGCUUACGGCGCUCGCGGACGUCGCUGAAGCUAGAGCUGUCACGAAAGAAGAAACCAAUAAUGAGAUUAAUGGCACUAGAACCUACCUAGACAGUGUACAAAGAUGCGUGGAUAGUAUUGAGCAAAGUCCCGAUACGGACAGUGAAGAGAAAUUGGUCACUUUGAGAGAACACUUACUAGCUUUGGGUAAAGCUGAAGGACAGAUUCAGAAAAUCAAAGAUAAGACGUUGGAAAUGACGGAAUCGACGAAAACUGAGACUUCGGUCAUUGAAAUUUUGGAGCUGUGGCAACAAGUGUUCAGAGAAACCUUCCAACAGUACCACAGGUUAAGUACCAGACUGAUCAAAAAUGAAGACGGAGCUGCGGCUCUUAAACUAUGGCAAGAGUAUCUCUUAAACGUUCAGCAGUUCCUCCAAGGGAGCAUUCCCGGUGAUUACCACAGUCUUUCCGAGCACCAACACCUAUGCCAAGUCCACCAGAAUCUCCUAACAACUCAACAGAACGUCCUCAAGCCUUUGGAUAAGGAAUCACAGCUUGGUAGUGGCUUGGUUGAGAGUAGUGUCAUGGAACAGUUCAAUUCCUUAACAAAUUUGCACAACGAAACGCUUUCACGAAUCAUGGACCGGCACAAAGAGGUCCAAACAAGACUAAACGCCUGGGACGACUACAAACAAGACCAAAACAAACUCCUGUCCUGGCUCAAAAGCAUAGAAAAAGACCGAGAGAAGAUGCAGCUUAAGUACAUACACAUCAGGAGAAUCCCCAAGUUGCUUGCAAAAAUCGAAACCCUCCUCAGUAAGAUACCAGAAGGUGAACAACAAGCCGACAAUUUGCAACGACAACAGAACCUCCUCUUGCAAUUCUGCGACGACGCUUUGGCCACUUCCAUCCGCAUGGAACACGCCGCCAUCAAACAAAGAAUCUCAAACUUGCAAGCCGGCCUCGAAACCUGGCACCAGUUCCUCGAACGCAUUGCCCUCCUCCUCAAAACCUACGAAGAGAACGUCCAGAAAGUGCAAACUUUAUACGACGAAAUUCAGGAUAUUGUAACCGAAUCAGCGUCACAACUCCCAAGCUCGCACUCAGGCGUCAGCUAUAAAUUAGAGACGCUUCAAAGAGCCCGCCUUAGACUAAACAACGCCACUAAAGACCUGGAACAGCUGGGCUUGACCCAAGAACAGCUCAAAGAGUGCCUCAGUCCCAGCGACAUCAAGACCAUCAACCAACGCAUGUGGAUCUUGUGGCACCAACAGGGCGACCUCGACCACCAACUGGCCGUCUUGUGCCACCAACUUGAAGAGAAACUCGGUCUGAGAUCGAUGUUCGAGACACGCCAAGCCCGCUUUGUGACCUGGGCCGACGAAAUCGAGCGCCGACUUGACGAAGGUUCAGUUGCUUCGAUCAAAGACCCCCAGGAGAUGCUCAGGAAGCUCGAAACCGAACUCCAGGCUGAAAUGUCGCUCAAAGAACGCGAAUACAAUUGGCUCGUGAGCACCGGGCGUGAUUUGGUGGCCAACUGUGGCGAGGAAUACAGUGAUGUGACCGCCAAACAGAUCAUCCAAGCCAAAACCGACAUUGUGCUCGAACGCUGGGAACGACUGGACAACAUCGGCAAAAGUCGAAGGAACAAAAUCCACGACAUGAUGCAAACAAUGUCACAACUCGAGCAGAGAAUCGCAGAGAUCAGGGCCUGGUUGACGCAGAUUGAGGCACAGUUGGCUAAACCUCUAGUGUUUGAAACGUCGAGCAAGGAUGUGAUCGAGCGCAAGUUGCAAGAACAUGACAAGUUGAAGAAAUCGAUCGAGAAUGAGAGUGGCAACAUUGGCGAAGUGUUGAAUUUGUGUGAGUUGUUACUGAGCGAUGCUGACGUCUGGAAGGCACAUUUCUCCACUGAAAAUAUCACAGCGGCGAUCCAGAAUCUGGAAAAGAGGUGGAAAGCGGUGUGUGGACAAUCGGCCGAAAGGAAACGCAAAAUUAACUUCAUCUGGAAGUUGCUCCAGGAGGUGUUGAGGAUUAGUAACGAACAGGAGACCUGGUUGGGUGAGAAAGAACAAAAGAUCAAGGACUUGGAUAAGCCGGUCAAAAAACUAAACCGGGAGGAAAUCCAAGAGUUGAUUUAUUUGGUCGAAAACCAAGUCAAAGAAAUCGAGUCCAAAGUCCCCACGUUUGAAAUCCUCGAACAGACCUAUUCGAAGUUGGCUACGGUUGGCGGUUUAGAACCGGAGAACAUUCAAGAACUGACGGCCAAGGCACGUGUUGUUAUAACACGUUGGAAGAAUCUUUUGCCACGUGCGCAAAGCUUGUUACAGAGAUUACAGAACGAGAUUGUGCUCUUUAAAGACUUUGCUUUGGCGCAUCAAGAUGCUGUUAUCGGUUUGACGGAAGUUGAUGCCCGUCUGACCGAGUUGGAACACUUGACUGGGCAAAAAGUACCACCGAAUGAGCGUUUAGGGACGUUGGAAGGUUUGGAGAAACAAAUGGUUGCCCAAAAUUCGGUCCUAGAAUCGGCUGAUAAGCUCGGUCUUGAAAUAAUGAAGAAAGUCAAGAAGGGGGAGGUUGGCAAGUACCAAGAGAUGAUUGACGAGUACCAAAACCUCUGGAAGGACAUUCAGAGACGGAUUGGUGGUCUCAGAACUGACCUGAAGGCGGAAGUGAAGAAACAAAGGAACGAAAUCGAUGAAGGCGUCCAAGUCGAGACACUGAAGUUUGAACAAGAUACCGCUGUCCAGGUCAACACACUUCCGCCCUUGCAACGCAUGACUUCAAUCAGUGCGAAAGACGCCUACUUGAUGGAACUGACAAGUGCCAUUGGCGAAUGCAGGGGUAACAUCGACAGUCUUGAAGAGGUGCUUGCUAAGGAGAUCCCGCAACAAGGCUCCGCCGAAUUGCCAACAAGUGCAAAACGCAUUGCCCGCAUUUCGGCGACUUGUCAGUCGAACAUCGAACUGGUUAAACACCUCCACGACCUACUCAUCAAUGAGUGUGACGCCACCGAGGAGGAAGCACUAGCCGAAGAAGUACUUUACCUCAUCCAACGUUUCGAAACACUUCUAGUAACAGCCAAGGACAAAGAACAGAAAAUCAAAGAACUGAGGUCUACAAUUUCUGACGCUUAUAAUCUAUCAUGCAACCAUGAAGCGGGUCGUUUGUUGUGUCCGUUGUGUACGAAACGGAACUGGGCACAGUUGGAUAACGAUUUGUGGCGGCUCGAAAAGUGGCUGCAGGUGGCCGAAGGCACGCAGAAGACCCAACAUUCCCCACCGUCUAAUAUCGAGCAAUUGGAGGAUGUGAUUCAGGACCAUCGCGAGUUUCUCUUGGACUUGGACAGUCAUAAGAGUAUUGUGAGGUCGUUGAAUAUUGUUGGGACGCACCUUGCGGACCAUACGGAAGAUACAGAACGGGCCGACCAAUUGCGAUCGAGGCUCAAUACUGACAACAAGAGGUGGGAGGUGGUUUGUCAGAACGCCGCCGGUUGGGAAACACUACUCCAAAGGGCCUUGAUGGAGAACCAGCAGUUCCACACGAUUAUCACCGAGUUGUGCGCGUGGUUGGAGAAGACGGAACAGCGGAUCCGCCUGUCCGAGCCCGUGGACUUGACCGCAGCCCGCGACGAGAUCGAGCGCAAAUACCAGACGUUCAGAGAAUUGCGCGCCGAGCUGGAGCGCUGCGAGCCGCGCGUUAUGAGUCUGCAAGAGGCCGCCAACCAGCUGCUGAGACACGAGGGGGCCCCCGAAGGCUCCAGUCUGACCUGCACGCGGCUGACGGAGCUGCGGCUGAAGCUGCAGAGUUUGAUUAGAUUGACGGGAGUUUAUAUUUUGAAGUUGGGGGCUGUUUUGGGCCGAGAUCCGAACGAAAUAUCAGUUGUCGCUUCGUCUAGCGUAAGCGCACCGCUACACACACUCAACUAUGACCUUCUGGACCAUCCGAGCCAGGACCAUCCAUCUACCUCUGCACUCGACGAUUCUGCUCACAAUGGUGGUUCUUCGGAUGAGUUGCAGAUUAACACUUCGGUGCUCCGAAGAGGUUGUCGUUUCUUAGGUAGAGUGGUGCGAGCUUCUUUACCGAUCCAAGCCUUAAUGCUGCUCAUGUUGGGAGCGGCGUCUCUAGUCCCUUAUUCGGAAGACGAUUAUUCAUGUUCGCUAGUCAACAGUAUUGCCAACAGUCUUACUCCUACGUUGCGGUACAAUGACGGACCGCCGCCUGUGUAAAUUUCAGAAUACUCCUGUUGUUUUGUUAACUCGUAGUCUCGUUAAAUUCAUUCCAAUUAGUAAUUUUAGUUUUGUACGAUUUGUUUUGUAAAUACAUGCGACUUAAGUAUACUUCAUACUGGCAGCCUGAAAUUUCGACGGGCCAUCCAAUGGCCAAAGCUCUUAUGGAAAACCAUAUAAAUGUAGUGUAGUUUUUAUAUUCAUUACGCAAGAGAAAGAAUCACUUUAUCUGUAUAUUGGGGACGACGCACAAGCGUUGAUAUAUAUAUUUUAUAUCGUUGUUUUAUAAAUUUUAUGUGAUGGUUGUGUAAGAAAUUAAACAUUGGGAACCAAAGGAGUGGAACACUUUGGUUCUCAACACGUUUUAAUUUUUUUCUGUGAUGUUAUCUCGAUUCGCCAAACUGUGAACGAAACGCAAACCCUACUCUCCAAGUUUGCGUUUUUCGGCAAUUUAACUCUCCAAAAUUGCCCGUAAAACAAAUUUCUCCCGAUUUGUUUUACACUCGGCGCAAUCGAGAUAAGCAAUUUCAUAAUGCCUUAAAGUUUUUUUAUUAUUAUUAUUUUUAAUGUUGCUUUCAUGCGUUAUUUUGUUCUGUCGGUCAUGGUGCUAUCAACUUUAUUUUAACAUGUAGUCAAUGAAUCAAAAAUUCCAUUGCUUUAACUAUUGCUUCAGAUGUUAAAUGUGUUUAGAGAACGUCUAAACAAAAAUAGGAUUGUUUCUCGCUAUUAUUUAAUAUUAAUUAGUAUUUUAUUUGGCAACUUACUAUAUUACAAAUAAACGCUGUUUUCAUUUAUAAAAAUAUAUCAUUUGAAAAA
Tribolium castaneum (red flour beetle) is the source of this 47607-nucleotide messenger RNA. It is a transcript of the gene Msp300, whose product is annotated as Muscle-specific protein 300 kDa. Gene Ontology annotation, cellular component: nuclear outer membrane; meiotic nuclear membrane microtubule tethering complex; cytoplasm. Gene Ontology annotation, molecular function: actin filament binding. The record is from RefSeq and is a predicted model, not a curated record. Lineage: Eukaryota; Metazoa; Arthropoda; Insecta; Coleoptera; Tenebrionidae. The coding region runs from base 241 to 46791 and encodes 15516 amino acids. Gene Ontology annotation, biological process: nuclear migration. The transcript is spliced from 33 exons.